Spirometra erinaceieuropaei is the source of this 56391-nucleotide messenger RNA. The record is from the annotation of a GenBank genome assembly. NCBI's taxonomy places the organism in Eukaryota, Metazoa, Platyhelminthes, Cestoda, Diphyllobothriidea, Diphyllobothriidae.
AUGGACGGGUCGGCCAAGUUCGGACAAGGUGAACUUUGUCGAUUUCGUACCUCCAGAACUCCCGCUUGUCUUCCUGAAUGGUAUGUAAACGUCGUCAACGCCGAAAUGAGAGUGCAUGCUACAAGCAAAAGGUCGUCUGGCAGACUGGCAUACGGAAGUAAGAGACAUUCAGCAGAAACACCUGUUUUCAAUGCACCAAUUCUUCAUUUAAAUGGAGCUGAAAGUCUCGUCGGAGACUAUUGCUCUUUUGAUGCCUGCCGAAGACUUCAAGAAGGAAAAAUCAUUGAGUAUUUCAUUAUUUGCCUUUUUUACUCCUAACCUCUCCGUAGACUUGACGGAAAACCCGCUCUUAGCGGACUUCCAAAUGCAUUUGUUGACUCGGAUGGCCGACCAUUUGGUUUUAUUGAUGAGCUCAAUAGUAUGGGUUGGCCAGUUUCACCAAACGCUGACGAACAAUUGCGUCUCGAGUGCCUUCUUCUGGCCUGUGCGCCAAGGGAAGGCGGUGAGGGAAGUUGGUUUUUUGCGCACCACUGUUGUGCCUCGUGGUCUGAUGGUGUAGUUAUGAACGAACAGGUUCGUUAUUCGCUUUCUGCUAGAAAACACCUUAAAUCCUCUAUAGAAAUUAUUUGAAGGUGUUGAGGAGGCUGCACAUCGUGCGAUGAACACCCUAUGUGCUCUAUGCAUGCGCCUUGGAGCCAGUCUCACUUGCCGCGCUGAUGGUUGCUCUCGCAGUUUCCACUUUCCUUGUGCGGCCGGCGCUGGUUGCUAUCAGGAAGUUCGGUCUUUGGAAAUUUUCUGUCCUUCGCAUCUUGACCACUCAAUGAUUUUCGGUAUGUCUGACCGUUCUUCCGCAUUCCUUCGUGCCUUUUUUCUCUGCAUUGCUUUUUACUGCUCUGCCUUAGCGAAUUGUGGACUGUUUUCACGUGACCUUAUGAAAUUCAACCGGAUUUGUUUUUAAUCCUCAUCGGCUUCUUUUGAACAGUUCUGUUAAUUCAAUCACUGUCUUGUCGUUCAUGCGAUAAAACAUCAUUCAUUAUAGUCACAGAAUUACACUUUUGCAGAAAUUGACUCCGCCAGCAAUAUCUCGCAUAUAUUUAUACCUCCAACGCUAUCGUCCGCACAGUCGGUCGGGACACAAUGCGAGGAAGGUCGUUUUUAGUGCGUUUUUUUUACCAUCGGACGACUACUAAGUGCCCAGGAUUACUUCAUGCCCAAAAGUGCCUUUCUACCGUUGUGCUGUUCAUCGUGUUCCAUUGUUCUAGUGCUUUGACCACUUGGUCAGCUGAAAGUCGGAAUUACUGUUGGAGGAUUCAUCUCUGCUGCUCACGCACCCUUUGUCAUGCUUUGUGUUAGCUAACGCCUUUCUAACCCACGAUAACUUGGUCUUGGCGUUCGCCAUUCCACUAGCUGUUAACAUGAAUCUUUCUGCCCUAUUAUUAAACUGCAAUUCGCGCUCAACCUCUCUGCGUUUAAGUCGGACCUAUGAAGGCACUACCAUAAUGUAUCACUGGAGCUACGCGUAAAAGGGCUACUGCCACUACUAGGACUUCAUUGUGUCCUGUGUUCUGACUUGCUUCGACUUUUGACUUAAAGGCAUGAAACUCACGAGACUGCCAGCUGAUCAAGGGACUCAUGCGUAUCCUUGUAGAUUUGUUCGUUUUCAGUGGAACUACUUAUAGAGUGUUGAGUUGCUAUCAAUGUCGUAAGAGCGAAUCAACUUUGGAGGGCUUAAUGAAAGUGGAGUUUAGUUCGCUCUUAGGUUGUGUAAACUUCCUACAUUUAGAUCAACUUUCGAAUUUAGUUACACAGUAAUCGAUAAAAGUAUGCAACUUGAAAGGAUAAUGUUGCCGUUGCAUGCAUUAGCGAAGUUAACCACAGGUAGCCUAUGAUGAAAUCGCUGAUUUAGAAAAGGACUACAAAAUGAAAUUUAUUUUACAGCUCCCUUGAUCUCAGUCCAUUGUCUACUAUAAUGCCACCAACCACUUUUACUGCUUUUAUAGCCAGACUGUCAACCCGGUCUCUUAAAUGAGUGCUGAGGGAAUCCCUUAUUAUUGCCUGCUGGUCUAAAUGCUUAUUUGGUUAUGCAGCACAAUUUAGAUCUUCUGUUUCGCCUUUCCGUCCGGCUAGGUGACAACAUAACUCCCUGCUUGAUCUGUGAACAAACGAACGAUGUUUCGGACAUGAUAUUUUGCACCAGUUGUGGGAAUCACUUCCACAAUUCCUGCCUCGAACCUCCACUUGUUCUUAGCGUGACGGUUCGUGUGGGUUGGCAAUGCCCGGAAUGCAAAACAUGUCUUUCCUGCAGGUACUCCUUUCUUGCCUUUUCGCACCGUUUAGAUCUUAUGUCGCCAUUUAUAAGUUGUAUAUUUUUCCGCCUCUCUUUUCGCUUGUCGAAUCUUUUUCUAGAAGCGGAACUGCAUUUAUGAUCCCUCCCUACGUGCAUUUGGCCUACAAGCCUAUUUACGAAUUUCAUGUUCAGCUGGUGUAUUUGUAGUAGCUUGCGAGUCCGUCCACUCUGUCUGUAUGCCGCCGUCCGACUAGUUGGAAUAGGUUCUCGAUUUGGUGGGGAAAUCAGCAUCUUGAAGUAACGACGUGUUGUGCUUUUGACUACCCCAAAAUGUCAUUAGCUGAUCGUCUUCCCCGUGUUUUUAGCCUAGCCCCUCAAAAAUUAUUUUGUCUGCCUUUUUGCAGUAUGCUUUAGCUACUUUAGCUUCUAUGGUAUGUUUAGCUGGUCAUGCAGUGUGUAUCUGACGCCGGCGAGACAUUUGGGAACUCACAUUGUAAUCUUCAUUCUUGGCAGUGAUCUGUUGUUAUAGCGUGUCUUGGUCAUAGUAAAUACCAGGGUCCGAACCCUUGGGAUCCUCACAUCACUGCCAAAAGUGAAUUUUUGGUCCUUACUAAUUACCUAUCUCGUGUCCUUUGAUCAUUAAUUUCCCAAAUUGUAUGCAUUUCCAUGCACUUUUGCAGCGGGUGAGGAUCUGUUCACCGUAAGUCAGGGAGGGCCCGUCUGUGAACAAAAUAUUCUAAAUCCUGAGGAUUUGCGUUUCCUUCCGUCGCUUAACGGGAAAGUCUGUCAUCGGUGUGGGGAAAGAUGCUACCGACCUCUCUCUGGUACAAUGAAUUCUGUUUUAGAACCUUACGAGACUACACGUGAUCCCGAUUUUCUGGCGAAUAGUGAGAAAACAGGUCGACUUAUGCUUAUCCAUCUGAAUACUUUUUUCCUUCUGUAAGGGAAUUAUGGCAUAGCUAACAGUAUGCGCGUCCUUGUAUCAGCUCAUGAGAAGUCUUGAUUUGAUCUUGAGCUUUCCUGCUGUCUUGAUUUUCCCGUCUAUUCACAAUAUUCCUCUGUCUCCUUCAGUGAGAGCAAGGACGAAACGAAAAUGCUUGUAUGUGAUGUUUGCGAUAAGGGCUUUCACACGUACUGCCUUAAGCCUCCGGUAACAAAUAUACCCAAAAACGGCUUCAAAUGCGACCGGUGCAGGGUUUGUACAGACUGUGGUCUUCGCCGUUUCUCCUCCAAGAGUGUCGGAAACUCUGCCGGCGAGGCCUCGGAUCUUCCAAAUCAGGUUAGUCACUAGCCCGUCUUUUUAGAUGACCUUUUUAUUCUCUGCCCAUAGUGGCUACUCAGGACGACAAUUUACAUGAUUAUCGGAUUCUUUGGAGAGGAAACUGGCCACAUUGACCUUCGGCGCGACAUCGUUGGGCCUAUUAUCACUUAUGCUCCAGUAUACCACUUCGGUUUCUCAAAAUAUUUUACUCCAAAACCUCGCUUAAGUGGGAAGUACACGUAUCAAGCGUUUUCUUCCCAGCCUUGAUGGUUUCGUCAUUUGUCGGCUGUUCACUUAUGCACACUUAAUUCUUUGGGUGAAACUCGAUUUAUUCGCUCGAGCCGCCGCCUUAUUUUACUGUUUUCUUUUUCUGUGCUAACUUUGCGCCUAACCAUACUUUCUCAUCGUUUUCAGCCUCCAAUUCGAUGGCAUUCGAACUAUACCCUGUGUGAGCGCUGUUUCCAAGGCCGAAAACGUCAGAACGCCUGUUGUGCGGUUUGCGAAAGGGCUUGGCGUUGUUCCCUCGGUGUAAGUUGAGGCGCUCAUAUUCCUGCGUUUUUGUCUUUUUUGCUGUGUGAAACUCUUCUGUUGAUUACUUUCAUAUUUCUGCAUCCGUGUGAAUUCUGACCUUUCUUUCAACGAAAAAGGCGUGAGCAAAUUAAUGCACAAUGUAAUUGUACUGCAAGUCUCAUUGGUUCAUGUCGGAUCUCACUAAGACUAAAGCCUGUUAGUAAGAUUUAUUUCAGUGUCCAGCGAAUAUCUUUUUUGUUGAGUCAUAAAGUGUCGAGUUGUUUUGAAACUUGUUGUUUGCCGCCUGGUUAUUGAUCUCCAUUAUGCGUCUAAGCCGCUUCAGGUCUACUAUCCGUGACAUUUACCAAAACAACGGGCUGUGAAACUGAACGCGGUUUUCUUGGCACAAACACGACGCCAACAAAGUCGUAUAUAACAGUUCGUAACCGAUGAUGUCCACCGUGUGUCCCACAGCAAGGUGGACGCAGGGGUGUAACUUGCGCGCGGAUUAGUUUAUAGCGAUAGUAGGCUCGCUCUGCAUCUCCUUAACCCGCCCAACCCAUCUAGAUACAGUGUCAAGCCAGGGUCAAGAAGACAGGAGGCGGGAGAGAGAGAGCAGGUGGCUGGCGUGUCAUGAGCAUGCGCCUAGGCGUUCAACUAUACCCCCAGUGUAUGACAAAUGUUAUGGCUACGCAGCCCAAUAACGCGUGCCAUAUCCUCAUGUAGCCUCUGUGUUGGUCCUGCGCGACCUGUUGUAGGGGGACAAUUUAGUCCUGGUGCCUGUCAUUGCGGAGUGUUAUUGUGGAGACCCGGACUUUGGAUCACUGUCAUACACAUCAAGGAUUGGAGGCAAAGUCAGGGAACAAAGACCAUAAGACGUCGUGUUGGUCGUUUACCAUGGUAAAGAAUAUGAAGAGUAAGAAUGACGUUAGGAAACUAGCUCGAAUAUCUACAGUUAGAAUGUGGAUUCGCCGGUGACUUUAAGGUGCAGAGAAUGUAACACGUUUGCGGCGAGCCAACUGUCUGCCAUAUUGACGAAGUAGGCUUCAUACGUACGUUGGCCGCGGUCCUUACCAAGUUUGAGUAAAAUACCAUUGCAUUUGGCGUCAUCUCAAUGAUAUCUGCUGUUUACGUUUCCUUUCCCAGCACCACUUCAGUCGCCCGAAUUUUUACACGUCCUCUUCGUGACAAAGCGUAUGCCAGUCUAAAAGUCUAUAAUUCAUUCGUAGCUGCGCAUUGUACAUCGAUAACCGUGUUUGAUUUUUCGUAUUUAGUCUGACAAUGGUCUGUGUCUCCGCCUUUUUUUCCUGAUGGGGGAUUUUUCAUUUUUUUUAAAAUUUCUGUAGUCCUCAGGAGCUGGAGUGGCGGUCACUAUGAGUUGGCCUGGCCGAAAGUGUUCCCAGUGCCAAAAAAUGGUUCAUUUUGACUGCGACCCGGUUAUGCAGUCCAGCAUCUCCCCUCGCUCUUCGCCCUCCUUCGGCAGUGACGACGCUACGCUCUCUCAGACAAAUGGCUAUCUUUGCCCUCCUUGCCGAAACCGCGGCUCGAACUCACCAAGCGAGGUAAUACGUGGUGGGCGUUAGGGCGCCUCUAACUCAAGUUAUUGUGGUCACGUCAAUUCCUUUAUUAUUGAUCAUCUGUGCUGCUGCUCAUCACAGGGCUGUUGUUUUGCUGGCUUCGGUAAAAAAGUGCAGACACUGAGAAUGAUCAGACGCUCAAACAGGCCACCUUGCUGGUCAAUUGCUAAGCCAACAUAUGUCCGAGUCUAUUAGAGGACUUUCAAGGUACCAUUGGUUUUCAGUGGUUCUCUUUUUUGCACACCAAGGACAGUCUUGAUUACCUGAAUGAUGAAUACAUCCUUGGAAUAGCAUAAUGUGACGGCAACACAGUUCGUCGUUAUCACGAUUGAAAGGCUAAAUGUCCCUCUAUACAUAAAUACCAGUUAGAAUUUGAAACGGGACUAUCCAGAAGCAGUAGACGCGUUCGCUGGAACAAGGGUUUUAUUGACCUGUCAUUUCGUGUUCAUACUCGAGUCAUCAGGAUCCGAGGGUGGAUCCGAAACGUUAGGCAUAUAAGACUCUUGUUCCAGUGAUCGCGUCCACUUCUUAUUGACUACUUCCUGAGGCUCGCCUCUUCGCCUCUAUCAACAAUACUAUCUGUCCGAAGUAGUCAUUCACACCCUGGAAACGACGUGCAACCUUGGCCGGAAAAUAAUGCGCAUCUUUAGCGGUUACCCGUUUAAGAAAGGUCUUGCGUUGCCCAAGGUGAGGCAGGCGGAUGGCGUAUGCAUUAGUGUACAUAUCACUCUGGCCGUUGUGUGCGAAAUUCCAUUAGGCGUAUAAACAGUUAAUCACAAUCGUAAUACCGGGUUUGAAAUACGGGUAUUGGCGCAAUCAUUCACCAAUGACGGUAGUUUUUAUUUGGUUCUGUAAAAAGUUACUUGCGUUUGUCCACCACCCCAAAUAACUUAUGUGCAUGUGUAACAGAACCGAUGUAGUGUGCAUUCUAAGCUGAUGUAAUGGAAAAGGAGAAGGCCUUUUGUAAAAAUCGGAUCGUACCGAUCGUCUCACAUCACGUUUCAUUUCGUUUGACAACGGUUUACCGUCAGUCAGAGACUUCGCAAGUGUUGCUCGAUGUUUCUGAAGGACAUCAUCCUGCUCUCUUUAUAUCAGCGCACUUUCGAUGACUUUAGAUACAGUUCCCACGUAACGGGUAUCUAACCAUGUGGAGGGUGGCCAUUGAUAGCAAUCGAUAGGACAACGAGCUCGUGACUCAAUGACUAGAGCAUUGGAUUGAUAACCGAAACAGUCCAGGUUCGAGCCCCGAGUACCCCGAAAUCUGGGAUUGGACAAGUCUGGCUGACAACGGUUAACAAGGCAGAGAUAGCCAUCCCAGUUUCCUUUGUGUUUGUCGAUAAUCUCCCUCUGCAUAAUUUACCAGUCGUUGUGCGCUGUCUAUGGGACUCUAGAUCCAUCCCCAAAACAACGGGGCAAGUAUGCCUCGCAGCGCGAUCGGUGAGCGCCCUCUUACUACGUAUAUUUAUAUAUAGCCAACAGUUAUCCGGUGUCCUUCACGCACAAGUGUCACAGGAAGUCCCACCCUGGGCGGUCGUGCGGGGAGAAGACAAAGUCCUGGUACUAGAUCCCCGUUGUAAAGGGUCUCUCAGGGGCGAUGUCAAGAAUCGUGAAACCUUUCGGGACUGGCGCGGCUCAUAAACCGGCGUCAAUCAGACAGCAAAUCACAAAGCCCAGAGGACCGCUGCCAGUGACGGAACAGUCAGCAAUGGUCUGCAACAUACCUUGCGAAGAUUGUGAUGCAAGGUAUGUUGGUGAAGCGGGCAAACGCCUCGCCACGGAUUACAAGAACACCAGCUUGCAAUCAACGACAGGGGUAACAUAUCACUGGUAUAUGGCCACAUUCAGUAGCAGGACCACAGUUUCACCUUGACGAAAGCGGGGGUGAUCGGCGGAGCUGAUGAUAAAAUGACCGGGCUGAUGCUGCAAAGUUAGUCCUCGACCGACACACUCAAACCAGCCAUAAAUCUACAUCCUCCCUAUCAGGCGUUCUGCACAAGGCUUGAGUCAGUUCAGACGGCCAGUAGGACGGGGAAAAAAGUCACACGGGGCCGCAGCCGAUGCCCUCCGAGAAAAAAGGGAGACCCCGACCGGAAGUCAAGUGACCUGUGUGGCACACCGUCUGGACGCGUCCGCGGGGCCAAAAGAACCAUGCAUGAGCAGCUACGAUUGACUAGUCUGUCGUCUGACGAGUGAGAAGCCGAUAAGCACGCUGACUUAGCGGCCAGCACAACAGCCGUGAAGUCGAUACAAGUCCGGUAAUGGUGGAGUGCGAGAGGUCACAACCAGCCUACAGUCAACAGUUCAACCAAAGUACGUGCGCCGAGCACGGUUAUAAUACGAAGCAAGCGGCAGGGCUAAGUAACGCAAAGCCAUGGAGGAAAACCAGCGCGUCACUCUAAUGAUGGAAACGAGAGCUUCCGAAAAGUCGGCAUGAAUACAACUUGGUCCAUGAAGUCGCCUUUUCUCCGUCUUCUUCGGGGGAUGACAAACACCAUAAUAUAUAUAUAUAUAUAUAUUUUCGGUUCUGACCCUAAAAAGUCAUGUCCCGGAGAUUUAACUCCAAGUUCUGCACUGAUUAAUAUAUAUAUAUAUAUAUAUAUAUAUAUAUAUAUAUUUAUGAUAGUGGGCGCUCACCGAUCAGGUUACGGAACAUGCUCGUUCCGUUGUGCCUUGGGGCUCAUACUUAAACCCUCGCAGGCAGUCGCACAGCGACUAGUGAUAUAUGUUGGAAAGGUAAUACCGACAAAGACAAGGGAGACUGGAAUGGCCAUUUCUGGCUUAUUAGCCGUCAUCAGCCAGUCAUACCCAACCCCAAGUGUGGAUCACUUGGGAUUCGAACCCGGGAUCUUUGGUCAUGGAGUUGAACGCUCUACCAUUGAGCCACGGGCCCGUUGUCCUGUCGGAGGCAUCCCAAGAAAUUUAAAUUGAAAUCAAAAACGUUCUUUGGGAAAGGGAGAAAACUUUAUUGACACAUACGACGGCAGCUUACUAGCUGAGGCACCAAAUGAGUAUUGAUUUUGUAGCACGUUUGAAAUUUUAAUUGUUUUCAGCACAUUUACUCUAGUCUGACGACGACACAGGGAACCGACGUCGAAAAUUUACUCAAUAAAGUUUUCUCCCUUUCCCAAAGAACGUUUUUGAUUUCAAUAUAUAUAUAUAUAUAUAUAUAUAUAUAUAUAUUUCGAAAGAAAACAGCUCUUUGGGACAUAUUAAACAAGUUUUAUUGUAAAUUUUCGAACUUGGUUCCCCAAGUCGUCUUCAGACGUGAAGUAAGUGUGCAACACAGUUAACAUUUAAACAUGCCGAAAAAUCGAUUUUGCCUUGUUACUCCUGCUGGUGUGAUGUUCUGAUUGGCUAACGCCUUUUCCACUUUUCUUUGAGGCUGUUGUACACCGUAUCUAAUUCUACGUGUCGAUUGAUGCACGCGCUGUCAGAAUGGAUGGCCUCUAAGAAUUCACGGCCCUUUUUUGAUGAGCAAACACCAACAAUGCGAGUCCUGUCCCAUGCGAAUUUGUGGCCCGUUUCCAACGUAUGCAUGGCAACUUGGGACAAGUAGUCGCGCCUUCUUACGGCCAACUGGUGUUCGUGUAUUCGCGUAGAGGCCGAUUUCCCAGUUUGACCACAGUAAACUGCAUUGCAGGUGUUGCAUGGUAUCUUAUAGACGACUUCCUUCUUAUCUAAAUAGCCAACCCUAUCCUUAGGGUGUACAAGCUGGUUACGAAGUGUAGUCGUCGGUUUGUGCGCCACAUGAAUUUGGUGCUUCUUCAGGUGUCUUUCAACUAGUUCGGACACAUUCUUAAUGUAUGGAAGUGUUCGCCAGUUUUUUGGCUUGGGCGCCUGAUCGGAACAAUCUAGUUCCUUCUCUUUUUCUUUUAACUCCUGUCGUCGCAUGCAUCGGUGUACAAAAUAUCUAGGAUACCCAUUCUGGGAAAACAGUUUGAACAGAUACUUCAGUUCUGUUUGAUAUGUUUCGUUGUCAGAGCAGUGAGUUCUUGCUCGGUUAAGGAGGCUGUUCACGGCACUCCUUUUGUGAGAGAUCGGGUGAUUGCUCUCGUAAUGCAAAAGAACUUCCGCGUAGGUUUCUUUGCGGUAAACCGAAGUAUGAAAUGUCCCGUCAGGUUUUCUCUGUACGAGGACAUCAAGAAAUGGGAGUCUGUUGUCAGCCUCCUUCUCGAGUGUGAAUGUGAUUCCUGGAAGUGUUGAGUUUAUGAUAUUGUGGACUAUGUCCAGUUGAUCACUUUUCACAAUGACAAACGUGUCAUCAACAUAUCGUACCCAUGCGCAUGCGCAUUUCUGCCGAGAUAAUCUAUUUCGGAAGUAGUCGAAUCUCUAAAUGAAACGAUAACCUGUGUUUCCAACAUCGAAAGACAGAAAAAGAGGAGUGUCUUAGACAAAAAAUGGAUAGCCAUAUCUCAACGAAUUUCUACAGACCAAACUUGCUCGACAAAGGUAGUGAACCUGUCAGCAAGAAGACUUUCAACGACCGAAGAAAGUGUACUUUCUAAGGGAAUGAAAUAUAAUCUAUCCGAUGCGAAAUACCUAGACUUCCUUGCAAAUUUGGAGUCUAUAAUAUCAGUAGAAAAUAUUGCGGACGAUGAACGUUUCACAAUCCGGAAUAGCACUGUACAAGCCUUGAAGAAUCGAAACCCCUUUUCAGUACUAUCGCACGAAGAAAUGAAGGCACUUAAAACAUUAAAAAGUGACAAAAGCAUUAUCAUACUUCCUGCGGACAAAGGAGGAUCAACUGUAAUUUUAAACAAAGCAGACUACAACGAAAAGAUGUUGUCAUUAUUGAGGGAUAGAUCAACCUACAAACCUCUUGCCACGGACCCUACUAAAAAGCAGAGUACGGCCAUUGAAAAAGUUCUAAAACGUCUCACAGGAAAGAAGCAAAUAUCAGGAGAUAUUGCCAAAUCCUUACGACAAACUGAGCCAGUCAUUGCUAAAAUCUAUGGACUGCCUAAGGUUCACAAACCUGAAAUACCACUGCGACCGAUAGUAUCGUUAAUCGGUGCACCUAAUUACAAGAUUUCUAAAUGGCUAUUUCACAAACUCUAUCCGUUGACAAAGGAUUGUGAAACAUCAAUCAAUAAUUCGGCAGAGUUUCUGGACAAAUUACAAGGACUCAGAAUCUCAGCAGAUGAAAUAAUGGUAUCCUUCGAUGUCGUUUCUCUGUUCACCUCCAUACCAUUGGAUUUAGCCAGACAAUGUACAGAGGAACGUCUCCAGUACCACGACAUGGAUAUCCCUGCAUCUGCUUUGUUAGAACUCUUAGAUCUUUGUCUAGAAACGAACUUUUCAUUUGCACAGGAAUACUACCAGCAGCUGAAGGGAGCCCCUAUGGGAUCACCCAUCUCUGGUUUUCUCGCAGAAAUCACGAUGCAGAAGCUAGAGGCUAUCGCCUUACUACUAGUUAACCCCAAAUUAUGGGUACGAUAUGUUGAUGACACGUUUGUCAUUGUGAAAAGUGAUCAACUGGAAAUAGUCCACAAUAUCAUAAACUCAACACUUCCAGGAAUCACAUUCACACUCGAGAAGGAGGCUGACAACAGACUCCCAUUUCUUGAUGUCCUCGUACAGAGAAAACCUGACGGGACAUUUCAUACUUCGGUUUACCGCAAAGAAACCUACGCGGAAGUUCUUUUGCAUUACGAGAGCAAUCACCCGAUCUCUCACAAAAGGAGUGCCGUGAACAGCCUCCUUAACCGAGCAAGAACUCACUGCUCUGACAACGAAACAUAUCAAACAGAACUGAAGUAUCUGUUCAAACUGUUUUCCCAGAAUGGGUAUCCUAGAUAUUUUGUACACCGAUGCAUGCGACGACAGGAGUUAAAAGAAAAAGAGAAGGAACUAGAUUGUUCCGAUCAGGCGCCCAAGCCAAAAAACUGGCGAACACUUCCAUACAUUAAGAAUGUGUCCGAACUAGUUGAAAGACACCUGAAGAAGCACCAAAUUCAUGUGGCGCACAAACCGACGACUACACUUCGUAACCAGCUUGUACACCCUAAGUCGUCUAUAAGAUACCAUGCAACACCUGCAAUGCAGUUUACUGUGGUCAAACUGGGAAAUCGGCCUCUACGCGAAUACACGAACACCAGUUGGCCGUAAGAAGGCGCGACUACUUGUCCCAAGUUGCCAUGCAUACGUUGGAAACGGGCCACAAAUUCGCAUGGGACAGGACUCGCAUUGUUGGUGUUUGCUCAUCAAAAAAGGGCCGUGAAUUUUUAGANGCCCGGUGAGUAGAGGCGUUGACUUCUAAACCAACAGGUCGCGAGUUCGAGGCUCGGGUGUUCCACACUUCGGGCUUGGGUAUGGCUGGCUGACGACGGCUAAUAAGCCAGAAAUGGCCAUUCCAGUCUCCCUUGUCUUUGUCGGUAAUACUAUUCUGCCUAUAUAUCAUGCGCCGCUGUGCGGCUGCUGGUUGGGCUCGAGAGAGAGUCCAUAAGGCACAACGGAACGAGUGAGUUCCGUAUGAACGAUCGGUGAGCGCCCCCUAACAUUGUAUAUUCCCGAUCGAAAACCGACAAGGCAACGGGCUCGUGGCCCGGUGAGUAGAGGCGUUGACUUCUAAACCAACAGGUCGCGAGUUCGAGGCUCGGGUGUUCCACACUUCGGGCUUGGGUAUGGCUGGCUGACGACGGCUAAUAAGCCAGAAAUGGCCAUUCCAGUCUCCCUUGUCUUUGUCGGUAAUACUAUUCUGCCUAUAUAUCAUGCGCCGCUGUGCGGCUGCUGGUUGGGCUCGAGAGAGAGUCCAUAAGGCACAACGGAACGAGUGAGUUCCGUAUGAACGAUCGGUGAGCGCCCCCUAACAUUGUAUAUUCCCGAUCGAAAACCGACAAGGCAACGGGCUCGUGGCCCGGUGAGUAGAGGCGUUGACUUCUAAACCAACAGGUCGCGAGUUCGAGGCUCGGGUGUUCCACACUUCGGGCUUGGGUAUGGCUGGCUGACGACGGCUAAUAAGCCAGAAAUGGCCAUUCCAGUCUCCCUUGUCUUUGUCGGUAAUACUAUUCUGCCUAUAUAUCAUGCGCCGCUGUGCGGCUGCUGGUUGGGCUCGAGAGAGAGUCCAUAAGGCACAACGGAACGAGUGAGUUCCGUAUGAACGAUCGGUGAGCGCCCCCUAACAUUGUAUAUUCCCGAUCGAAAACCGACAAGGCAACGGGCUCGUGGCCCGGUGAGUAGAGGCGUUGACUUCUAAACCAACAGGUCGCGAGUUCGAGGCUCGGGUGUUCCACACUUCGGGCUUGGGUAUGGCUGGCUGACGACGGCUAAUAAGCCAGAAAUGGCCAUUCCAGUCUCCCUUGUCUUUGUCGGUAAUACUAUUCUGCCUAUAUAUCAUGCGCCGCUGUGCGGCUGCUGGUUGGGCUCGAGAGAGAGUCCAUAAGGCACAACGGAACGAGUGAGUUCCGUAUGAACGAUCGGUGAGCGCCCCCUAACAUUGUAUAUUCCCGAUCGAAAACCGACAAGGCAACGGGCUCGUGGCCCGGUGAGUAGAGGCGUUGACUUCUAAACCAACAGGUCGCGAGUUCGAGGCUCGGGUGUUCCACACUUCGGGCUUGGGUAUGGCUGGCUGACGACGGCUAAUAAGCCAGAAAUGGCCAUUCCAGUCUCCCUUGUCUUUGUCGGUAAUACUAUUCUGCCUAUAUAUAUAUAUAUAAUGGUGGAGGGGCGUUUUCUGAUCGUUCUUAUGGGACCCACUCGUUCCGCUGUGCCUUACGGGCUCUCUCUCGAGCCCAGCCAGCAGCCGCACAGCGGCGCAUGAUGUAGGCAGAACGUUAUUACCGACAAAUACAAGGGAGACUGGAAUGGCCAUUUCUGGCUUAUUAGACGUCAUCAUCCAGUCAUACCCAACCCCUAAGUGUGGAACAUCUAGGGCUCGAAAUCACUACCAGUUAGUUAGAAUUCCAACGUCUCUAACCACUGAGCGUCGGACUCGUUGCCCGGUCGGUUUAGAUCGGGAUUAUACGAUGGCAAUAACGGUAAAAACAUUCUGCCUAUAUCAUGCGUCGCUGUGGCGGUUGCUAGUUGGACUCGAGAGACAGAGAGAGAGAGCCAGAAAGACACAUCGGAACAAGUGAGUUCCGUAAGAACGAUCAGUGAGCGCCCCCCCUCACCACAUAUAUAUAUAUGUUGACUUCCUGCCUGCAUAACUCCACACACGCCAAUGGUCCGCCCGUAAUGCUUGUCCUUCUCUCUUUUAUCUUCAUUUCGUCUGACGACGGAUUGGGAAGUUAUGCAAACUCCAGGUGCUGAGAUAGGGAGAGAAGGGAACGCCGCCUCUGAGGCGCGUAGUUUGAUCACCCGACGUAUUGCUUUCAUGCUUGAGUGCGCCGACAGUAUCAAAGAUGGAAAUGCAGUAUUUAGACAUCUUUCGUGGUCACUCGUGAUAGAUUCGUCUGUCUUUUCACUGGUCCAUUUCUCGCUCAGUUAGUGUCUGACGACCUAGCAUGACCUUGAUAGGUCAAUCCUGGGGUUAGAAGAGUUAGACUGAUACCGGUUUGGUGCACACUGAAGCAGGCAGCGGGAAGUUGCAAAAGCUCAAAUCUCAAAUGUUUUUGCAAAAAUACACGAAGGCUGUCGGACAGAGAAAACAACACAAGAUAUUCCGAAGUCACAAGAUGCAUGAUAAUAUCACUCAACGUAGGCUAUAUGAUACCGGCCUGAGACCUCUUAUCGGUCGUUUGCUCAUGCAGCCUGAGGGUCGAUUGCCGCCUGAGGACUCGCCAGGAGUCACCUACCACGUCAACUGUCUAGACUGUCUGGCCAACUACAGUGACAUGACCGGCGAAUGGCUAAGGACACGUCUGGUUUAGGAUGCUUUGACUGUGAUGUGCAGUCGCACCCGUCCUCUAGUACACGUUAGUCAUAAUCGAUUCGCCAUCGACGGGGCGCAAAUGCCCGCCCAAGCCGAAAAUAUACGGCGGAUGCUAUCGAAACUUGGCGGUCUGACGCCAAUUUCGUCUACCACAGGAUCAACCCACCAUCACCAUACAAAGUCACAAAACACCACUUGGACACGAAUGGAUGACCAAUAAUUAGACCGACGGAUGAUCUUGUAAUUGGUGUAAACUCCGGCACUUGUGGAAGGGAUAUUUUUCCCGACUUCGGAACCUAAAAGAUUCAACCCUCUCGGAGGCUGUCAAAAUUGAAGAUCCGACGCCGAACUUUGCUCCCUUUGACCGCCACUUUGGGGAUAUCUUUGAAGCGGUAGUGAAACUGUAGUAUAGCGAGGCGUCUGGUGAUAUCUGCUUUCCAGCAAAAUAUCCAAUUGCCGCUCAGUAGUGUUGGCUCCUCAGUUACAUGGCCUCCUGGCCCCGAUUUAGGAAGCAGACCGUUGAGGCAAGAUGAGCUGAUACUAUUACCACUACGAAUUUACUACAAGAUGAGAGAUCACUACGUAAGGACUAGCAUGACGUGAUUCUUCUUGGAAUUAUAUGAAAGCCCUCACUUUUGUCCGUCUCGACCGCGUCUGCCGGUACUGCGCUGUGCGCACUGCAUGGAAGUAGUGUGGUAUUCAGCCUGAUUCGGAUGUGUUGUUUGGCGUCUGUCGUCGGUUUCACGGUUUUCGCAUCUAUUGAUAUCCUUUGUAGUCGAUCUUGUCUCAUGGUAGUAUGCCAUCGGAAAUUACUUUGCUGGAUUUAAGCCUACUAGCACAAGAAGAUAACCAUAGUCCGAGUGGAUGACAAGCAAGAUGAGCACGCUAGUGUUACCUGUGACAUCUGUUGGGGUUACAUUAAAUUUCUCAAUAGACUGAGGUUUUUGGCACUCGCGAUACACUAACUCGCUAUUGCAGCUAAUCAAAGUCCCUGAAUUACGAACCUUGACCACACUGACGGUGUGGUGUUGACGAGAUCCCUUGCAGAAGUGCCAUGUACAGUGUCGCAGGUCAGCACUGAGAUAUCGGGAACGGACCCGAAGACUUUUUUUUAUAAAAGGAGUGGUCGUCUCACUUGUUUCUGCCCAAACUAUCUGCCUACUUUCAGUUGACGAUGGAGCUCUUAGACUAGCAAACAGCUUCUACGUCCGUGGGUCUAAUUUUCCACCUAUUGGACAACGUAAGGGUGAAAGCGACCAUCGUUCCGAUCGGUUGCGCUCGACCUUCGUCUGGUUUUGUUUCAGCCUCUUCAACCGACUUGAUAUCAUAAGGCUAAGUUACGAGUACACGAUGCCCUCAAGACGGUCCAACUGUAGGGACUUGCGACACGACCCUCGCACCCAGAAAGCAUCGUUUGCCUGAGUGCAUUCGAUUGAUGCGGCUUUUGUUCUCCUGUCCUAGCUCGGUCCCCUAAUCGCUUCUCCAACGGAUGGUUGUUCAUUGGUCAUCUGCGCAAUCCCCACUCGCCGACUUGAAUAGUUUGACACUGUGUUCCCUAACUGUCGAUUGCGUCGGGACGAUAAACUGGAGAUAUUGAUGAAUGUGGUGAGACCGAACCACGACUUCAUCUCUGGCUCUGAGAGAAUGGCAUGCCAGCUGGCUGCACUUCACUUGGGAGGCUGCUGCUGACCUGCCGAAAUGAAGGGCAAUCAUUCAUAAUGCAGUGAAUUUGUAACAUUAAGCCGUGGUUGCUCACUGGGUUUCCAACCUUGUAGUCUGUCAUUUUUUUAUUUUAAGCAUGCUUGGUUUGACAGACAUAGAAACCAGCGUAAGGUAGAAUCCUGUUUGUACGCUUUUAUAUCUAUUCAUGCAAACGUUCAAACACACUGUCAAGUUAGACUUUCUCUAAACGAAACCGGAUUGACAUGUUUUUAUGCUAAAAUCCGCGUAAACUAUUUCUAGGGUGCAUCCGCCACAGCCUCCCUGCGGACCAGCCCGAACAUGGGUGGAAGUAGCAGUUGUUGCGGCGAUGUCGGUGACGACGGUAGUGUUAGUCUUGGAGGAGUGCCACACUCCGUCGGUGUCUCCUUCGGUCAGAGCGAAGGUAGUCCCUGGGGACACACCAGUUCCAGUAUUCAAGAGGUUUCCGACACACUCAAUACUGCAAACACUAUCUUUGAUGACAAUGUCACCAUAGCAAACUCAGUCAACGACUCCACCUCAACUACCCCGACCACGGAGCCUGGUAAGCAGUCCCUCUCGGUGACUGCGGCAGGGGUGUCGUCAUUUGAACCCCUUUCAGGACCGGCGUCUUCGAAGGCUACAGCUUUAUCACCUCGUCCGAAUUCCAAAGAGACCACUCGUUCGCACAAGUCAUUGCCGGCGUCGAGGUCGCAUUUGCACAAGUCAAAGUCUGUCAGUAGUGUCGGCGAUUCACAGUUGUGGCAGAACCGCAAACGCAACCACGUGGAAAGCAAUCAGGGAUCUAAGUCUCUUUCAAAGGUCUGUCCUCCAUCCCGUUGAUAGGCAUACUGCCCCUUAUUCUAUAAAUUAGCCUUAGGAAGAGCCGACCUGUUCUUCUUCUCUCUCCUUCUUCCCAGGUGUCCAGCACUUUGUCCUUCUCGUCAGGCCUCUCACUACCAACCGCCACGAAGACCCUAAGUGCAAAGCGCAACAUCAACUCAACUGCGACCUCGGGAGGAACGCGUGCCAGGAGAAACAAAAAUCGAAAGGCCGGGGCGGUAAGUUUCUCCCUAAAACAUGACUCUUGCUUAGCUCUGGGUGUUAUGCGGCGAAUACUUGAGCUUUCACUUCACCAUUUCCCAAUUUCAGCUGAUCAGCACUAUGUCAACACCCCGAGAGAAACCUGGCACACCCAGGUUGCGCCUCCACUCACCCAUCCAAACCGCACCCCGAGUGCCCUCAAUAACGCUCCACAAACUAGUUCUUCCAAAUAACUCCAUGCUCUGUGUGCCUCUGAGAGAGUCGAAUAGGUCUGGCCCACAGCAGUCAAGGGGGCUGGCAACUUCAGGAAGGUCUUACAGCGUUAAAAGUGGCUUCUACACUUCCCAUCGACAGGCCACCGCACGUCACGUUCGGACAGCCCAAACCCGACGUCGAGUUGGUCGUGGUCAGAAAGCCGGUGUUUUCACAUGCACCGACCUGGAACCCCUCACUAAAGUACUUGGUUAAUGUCUUAGUUGGGUGUCCUGAUGUUCGUUGAUGGCAGCCUGGUUUUCCUCUGUUGGCUUCCCCUGUUCUACCUUCGAUUUUGAUCUAGUUCACUUUCGCCUACAUUAUCUCACCUAGGUUCGUCCAGUACGGUACAUUGACGCAAAACACUGCUGGGCUGUAAAAGUAAACGUCUCAGGUUUUGGUAUUUGUUUGUCUUUGUUGUCCCUGACCCGCAGGUUUUACGUUCUGCAGAGUUUCGCCUGUUUAUUUACAGUCUUCUAAUCAUGCUCUCUUCAGCACUUUACACGCGGUUUUUACUCAAGUCGAGUUGUUGCCUGCAUCGCCACGUUUGCAGUUCAGUUCUUCCUAGUUACUGCUCUGCGUACAUAUUGUUUGAUUUCGUUUAUGCUUUAUAUUAUCUCAACUAGGAGAAGGCUAUGGGACAAAAAUGGGCAUUUCUCGCAUAUGUACCGUGAUUGGCCGAUGAUAACCCAUCCCCGGGCCUGGUAUACCUCAGAUUUUACUCCGAUAUGAGAUGUGACUUUAAAUAUUUCCGAUGUAGUACGGAAAAAGUGGGCUCGUCGCCCAAACGGUAGGUCGUUUGCCUCAGCUGCUCAAAGACCAACCGAACCGGGUCCAACUCCCCGAUCUUUCUGGUUUGGGUUUGCGUUAUGUCUGGCUGACCCGCCAUUGCUGAUUCCCACUUGUUCUUUUUUACCUUGCCUAUUAGCGACCACACGUUAUGCUCUAAGAUUCACGAUUCAGUCAGUGGAAUAUCUAAACAUGCGUAUUAAUGGAUGAUAUCACUAGGGUUGAGCCACAGUACUUGCUUACGUUAACCAUAAUCUCAUGUCAGUUCGUACUCUACAACAUGCUGGAUUUCGUUUUUGAAAAUUCUCAGCCUCCUGUUCCAAAGUAAACGGAAAGGAUAUUGAUCUCCCCGUACGUAGUUCCAUUGCCAUUCGACCCCUAUGCUAUUUUAAUUGCAUUUCUCAGCAUUGGUGUGCAAAAUCUUUCCUUUUCAUGUUCAUAUUGUGCACUGUUAUGUCCUCCUUGAUUUAUGAAGCGUUUGCGUACGUAUAAAUGCAAACUAAUGUGUGCAGGCCUGCUGAUUUUGCUUGUAAAGCAUGCAACGUGUUCCUCAUAUGUAUAUAUAACCGUGGUCGAAGACGCUCAGCAAUCACGUUACGGGACCUGCCCGUCCCGCUGUGCCUAGGGAUUGGAUCUUACGACAGUUUGGUCGUCGCAUCCGACGAUGUCUGCCGUGUGCCCCACGACAUGGUAGAGCAGGGACGGUGACGUGUGCGUGAUUUAGUUUAUAGUGAAUGUAGACUUGCACAGCGUCUACCGCAUCUCUCUCUUCCUUCCCCCCCCCCCCAUCUGGACCCGGUGUCAAGACAGAGUCAAGAAAACCGGAGGUAGGCAAGAACGCAAGUGGAUGGUACAGUCGAGCCCGCACCUUGGUGCUCCGCCUUGCUCAGAUCCCACGGAGUGGGAGUAUCAUAAAGGUCACAUUAAGAAGGUACCAUUGCAGCCUGACUCUUAGGCCACCAGUCGGCCACUCCACACAAACACACAACACUGGGCCGACCGCGAGGUCCAAGUUGUCCCGUCAGCUGGCAGCCUUCCAAGCGGGCUGGGCGCAGUUGAGAUUUGCGAGACUCGUGUUUGGCAUUGGCGGCGGUGAUGCGGUUGGCUUCGUAGAUCGCUGCGCCUGUUUUCACCGUCCUUCGCCAGGUCGGUCGGUCUCGGGCGAGGUCUUCCCCCUUGGCCGGUUCGGUCUUCAGACGCUUCAGGGAAAUCUUCAGAGUGCCCUUGUAUCGACGGACCUGUACUCCCUGUCAGCGAGAACCCGUUGGGACAUCUCCAUAGAAGAACCAUCACAGAAAAUGUUAACCAACACUCUGAAAUGUGAUUUCAAUUUGAAAAGAUUAGUUGGGUCGGGUUGUAAUGUUGAUUACCUUGCGGCAUUGCCCAAAGAUAUUUCAGUCAUCCCAAGAUGUCGGUGUUUAAAUGAGCGACUUCUCGGCCGUUUGCGAAACAUACAUAAACAAAGACAUUGUGAUUUUCGAGGUGUCUAUAAAUUCAAUUAUAUUUUAUGGACGAUUUGCAAGAACGUAUUCUUUCUUGCACGCUCUUUGUAACAAGUUACGUCUUCUUCACACUCAGUUCGAAGAAAGGGUAUAUUCUGGUUUGAAAGGUAAGGGCUAAGUAUGUGCGUGCGUAAGGAAAAACAAUGGAGAACUGCCUGCAGUAUUUUUAAAAGUAGGUGUUGUUCAGUAGAGUUUUUGGUCGACCCUUCGUUGGCAGGAUGCCAUUUGCUGACCUAUACCGCCCCGAGGAGUCGGCGCUGCUGAAAUAUUCCCAUCGUUCCGCACCCUCACACGUUAUUCUUUAGUAAGAGGAAGGCUCAUAUUUAGAAGGAAAGUUCAGCACGGAGAGUAAUCAGGUAGUAAGAAAAAUACUCGAAGUAUUGUUAAAUGGAAUGCAUACGUCUGCCAGCAAAGCAGGAGUGUUAAAAUGCUGGUGAAUUUUUUAAACAACAGUUAGCGCUUUCUUACCCCGCGUAUGUACGUAAUCCUUGCCGCGAGCAUCCUGGGUUGACUGAAAUAUCUUAAGAUUAUGCUGCAGGAUAGUCAAUAUUACAACCGUUUCGGUUAGCAUUGCAUGAGGUAGCACAUCUACUGCAUAUCUCUUCUAAGUGGUGAAAGGGCGAGCUGUACCUACAAGACUGAGGUGGCCAUUUCUGGCUUGUCCGUCGUUAACAAACCAUUCCCAACCCCAGGUUUGGACGACUUAGGGGUUAGGCACGGGUAUAUAUAGCCCUCGUGAUACAGGUAGCCUUGCACUAAAUUCCAGGACGGGCACCUGUUCCCGUGUCCUGGCUUUAAUCCUGUCGCUCAUUCUCCGAACCCUAACACCAACCCUCCUAACCUCAACUCUGGCCUUGACAUUAAUCCCAAUUCUAACCUCCUGGAAUUUAGUGUAAGGCCGUCUAUAAUACAGGAGACUUAUAGUCGUGCCCAGUGGACCUGGGAUUCGAGUCCGCACUCCUCGGUAAUUAACUACAAGGUCCGGGGUUCUACCAUUAAGCCCUUGUACCGAGCGCCGUUCGCCGUCAUAAAGCUGACUAGCUUUAUAGAAACAUUGCACAUAAAUAAAAAAAACGAAUCACAGAGUUCGCGCAGUGACUCCCUAUGUUUGAUCGACACAAAUGGCCAGUAAAUUUCGCACUGGAGAUACAGCAGGUAAAAAUUAGCUCUUGCUUAUAUAACCUGUAGUUUCAAUUACGCACUUCCUUCUUCCUGGAAGUAUAGUUAAAGAUCUUGGCGAUUUUCUUUAGCCACUGCGUCUACUCCCUGUGCUUACUCGACUUUUCGAAUAAGCUUUUUACGAUGAUAACCAUAGAUGCCUUUCCCCUCCCCGCCUGCUAAUUCAGUCUGGAAAACGUCUCCUUUUAUCAGAAGUCUCUUCUGCUGCAGGUUGACUUGUUUUGCCCGGUGUGUGGCCGUCGGAACAUUGCGCAAGUUACAACAUGCCACCCGCCUGUACUAACUGCCUUGCCUUUAUGCCUCUUUUUCUGAGCAUAGUGCGAGUCAAAGACCUAUCAGGAGAAGGACGACCACCCGAGCACGGUUGUUAUCUGCCGCACCGACGACCUCUUCAUGCUUGAACAGGACAUCUGCCUGGCCUGCGGUUCCAUCGGCGACCCCGACACGCUGAUCGCCUGCGCCCAGUGCGGCCAGUGCUUCCACUCCUACUGUGCAGACGUCUCGCGCAUCAGCCGCACCAUGCUGGAAAAGGGUUGGCGCUGCCUGGACUGCACCAUCUGUGAGGGCUGCGGUCAAACCACAGACGAAAACUUGCUGCUGCUGUGUGACGAGUGUGACAUCAGCUACCACACCUUCUGCCUGAAACCACCGCUCAAAGAAGUGCCCAAGGUAGGCGCUGCAUGCGCGGGCAGUGCUCGCUCCUCCACCUCAUGCGUUUCUUCCGCGAUUACCUCCAAAAUGCAGUCGAAGGCGCUGCUGCCUGCAGUGACCUCGUCAAAAACUAGACGUGGUCGACGAUUGGAGGUAGUCUGUCUCUGUAUGCUGCCACCGGCUGUUCCAUGUGUCUGUUUCUAGCCACCGCAGUUGCUGCUGCUGCCGCUGCUAUGCGUCCUCUCCUUCAGUGUUGGUUUCUCCUUUGCACCACCCACGCCUCCCUCCCGCUCGUUUACUUGUGUGUGCGUGUGACGGUACUUACCAUGCCGAUUCAAAUCUGACCCCCCAAUCGCUAUUUAACCCAUCUGAACGAAACGCAUGCCGUAGACAAUGGGGCCAGAAUUUUCCCUGAGGUGAGAUUUCUCCACGCCCGCCUAUGCCUUCUGUUUGACCACCUCCACGCCGUCGCAUCUAGAACCUGGCUGGAGUAAGAUCAAACCUUGGACAAUUUAGCCUUUAGGUUGACGGAGCUAAGUUCUACUGUGUGCUCCAUAUCCGAAGAUGUACUCUGAGGGCCAGAUUUAAAGAACAGGCGUAUGUUUCCGAUUUUAGUCCUUAUUCUCCGGUAAGAGACUUGAAUCAUUUGAAUCGGCUCUAAGGUCAUGUCACCACCCUAAAGAAGGCUGGUGAUAUUGUACUCCCGACACAGUAUCUUGGGCCUUUUAUUGAGAAUCUUUGCGGUGGCAGUCUUGUUCGCGCCUGUAACUACAGUCUCCUUUCUUCCUAAUUAUAAUUAGCAGGUUUUGUAGUAUGCCUGUUAGUAUCCUCAAACAGCAGGAGGCGAUCUCUGCGCUGCUAUUUACCUUCCUGCCUUUUUUUGUGGUAUUGUCAAUCCACAUUAGGCGCCUUGUCGUUGUUGUUGUUGUUGCAGCAGUACGCUGCCGCCAGGUCAUCUUCGAACUGGACGAACUCGUCAACUGACAAUUCAAAGUUUGAGGCCUUUUUUUCCUCCGGUCGAAUUUACAAGAGGCAUAUACAGUAGGAUUUAUUGGUAUCAAGAAAUUUCGUAGCAGCUUAUCAACUGCAACUCUUCUGGACAACAAUCUGAUUGGUGCUAAAACCGCGUUAUCCCUAAAACAGAGGGAUACACACAUUCCGAGUCUCAGUGGAUUACCAGAAACGUGUAAAAGGACAUACCUCUAUGGCCAAUUCUGCUUACGUGUGCUUCAUUCCAACACAGACUAUCACAAUGACUUAUCAAGGAACUAGAACCAAUUUAACUUCGGUUUCCGUCUUGCACGAUAAAAGACUGCUUUCGUUUAUUGAAAAAAAUUAGGCAUCAAAGCAUUUCCAGCUAAUGCAUGGCCUCCUUGGGCGUAGAAUCACUACAAAUGCACCACUUGGUGAGACAAUAGAUGCCAUUUGCGCCCAUGCAUCUAGAACCCGUCAGUCAUCCAAAAUACUACAUGACUUGCUGAAACUGUGCACGAAAAAAAUGUUCUGUUUAGGGAACGUUUAUGCAGACAAAUUGACGGAGUAGCAAUAGGAAGUCCGCUAGGUCCAACCUCAGCCGACAUUUUUAUGGGUCAUCUGGAUGAAAGGGCGUCAUGGAAUCGAACAUGAAAUCACUAUACAAAAAGAUGUGGAUGAUAUCUUCGUGAUGGUUGAUAACAACGAGGAAGCCGAAGGACUGUAUGUUGCUAUGACUAGUCUGCAUCCGAAGAUUAAGUUCGCAAUUGAAAAAGAGCAGGGCAUCAAGCUAUCCUCCCAGGACGCCCACGUAUUUAGACAGAAAGACGAUUCACUAGGGUGACCGGUUUUCUAUACGAAUACAUGAGAGGAUAAAUACUUGCAUUUCCUGAGUUUUAUACCAAUACAACGGAAACGAAACCUGGUGUACACUCUUCUCCAAAUAGAGAGAAACAUUUUCCCUAUCAAGACGCUAGACACAGACAUUGCCUGUCUUAAAGCAACUUUGCUUAUACGUGGAUAUUCAACACGUUUCAGUCAAAAGUACAGGAGAUCCCUACGAAAAAGAAUGACGGAACGGUCAUUCCCGAAAAAAAGACCGUUGUAAUAUUAAUGCCCUUUAAGACGGAGUACAUUUCAAAUACGACCAAGCGACGGCUGGGAUGCACUAUCAGAAGGGACGUACAAUGCAGCCGAACUCAUAUCCAGCAGCCCUUCUAAAGCUGUUCCAAUUCCACGGGGAGGGAUGCCUUGCCAUUCCACGUCACUUCAAAUUGUGUUUAUAAAUUCACAUGCACAUGUGGAUGCAAAAACAUCAGGCGAACGGAAAGGCAACUGGCAGUCAGGUCAGUGAGCACCUACCUAGAUGGCUUUUAACGCUGGGAAAUAGAUUUCCUCGUUCUUAUAUUAAGAAAAACCUCCUAGAUGACAGCCAUUCCGUGGACCCCAAAACAUCCUUCUGAAUACUUGUUCGGGGACAGACAACUCAGGCAUUGCGCAACUUGGAAGCAGCAUGCAUAUGGUGGGAGAAACCCGACCUGUGUAAACAGCUAGACCACUUGGUCAACCUCGACUUGUCCUUGUAAUCCCCAGUCCUUCGACCCUCACAUCCCUUUUGCGUGUUAGCUUUCCUCCUUUCUUAUUCCUAAGUUCUGUUUUUAAGCUACCAUUUUCAUUGACUAGUCUGUGUGCACUAAACAAUCGUCUUUCUAUUUUGUAAUAAAUUCGGAGUCGUCUUUUCACCGUAUUGUCGUCAAACUUGACAUGAUUUAUGGGACAGUCUAUGGACUCUCCUUUUGUCCCCUGUUACCCCUGCUACUGGUGUUUCGAGACUGCUUUUUCGCCAAAUCCUGGAAACCAGCCAUUUUGCAGCUGGACUCUUUCGGAGCCCCUCCCAAUCGUAGCCACUUCGGGAGGCCAGGGUCGUCAUCUAAACCGUCAGUCUCUGUCCCUGGGUUCCUGUCUUUUCGCGGUCAGAGGGGACACACACACUCAUUCAUUCACUCACUCACAUGCUCUUUGCACGCACUCUCACUUACCUGCGAGGCCUGCACUUUGUGCUCCUCUGCUGUCGCACUUGCUUGCAAUCCCAACGUAAGCGUACACUUUUGCCUGCCUAUGUCCCACAGCAGUUCCAUCCAGUUUGUCUUCUAAGUAUUGGAAAGGAGAACAACAUAUUUUCGCUCACGCCAGACUUUCCAGCCACGGUUUUAAAAAGAACUUUUAAUGAACUUCAGGCCUGAUCUCAUUUGUGGAAUUUGGGUUGUGUGGACAUUAGAACGUCCGUGCGCCUGGGUCAGGCGAUUCGAGGGCUCUGUUCCCUUUCUACCGAAGGUCACGCUAGAAUUAUUGUUUAUCAUGAGUUUAAGUAAACCCUUUCUGGUGCCUCCUCAUAAGAAGCUGCAAGCUGUCCCAGACGACUGGCAGUAUUCCGUGCGAUGGCAUUUGGCUAAAUGCCCCCUGUCUGCCUCCAAUAAUAAUUUCAAUAUUCAAUUUCAUGUCAAGUCCGAACAUUUGUGCUCAUUAACCAAAGAAGGAGUGUGUGUAUCUGUUAUUCAUCUUGUUUGCUGUGUUGGGGUCUACCCAUGAAGUGCGUUUUUACCCUUCUGCGCUUUGGCUACCAAGGGUUAUUUUUAACACAUUGGGCUGUGUGGAAUUACUCUUCAGCUACUCAGGCUAAAUGCACUGCACUAGCAGUCUGCUGUCCGUUAGUUCUUGAUAAUUUUAUAAACGCACAUAAUUUUUCUGAUUUCGUUUGCCAUUUUGCCAGUCAAAUGGACACACCGAAAGCACUAAAUUUUCCUCAAAUCGUGAAAGAAUUCACAAUUAUUUUAGUUUUCUGUGAAAUUUCACGGAAUUUCCUACAAAAUCUAUUCAGGUUCACUUUGGUAACAUUCCAACUUAUGAUAAAACUAGAAUUCUUCCAUCACACGGUAAAUGUUACAAGUCACUGCCUUAAUACCUCACUAAGCCAGUCUCCAGUCUGACGAUAACCAAUGGUACUUUAAAUGACGUCGAGUUUUUGUGUACUCCGAAGCUUCGUCCCGUCCAGGCUAUCAUUAUGUUGUAAGUUAACCCAUCUGACAUUUAUUUACAUCGGGCACUAAUGCCGCAACUAUGAUAGUUCGACCGUUGCUAACAAUGGAUUCUACUGCUUCUCCUCUAGGUGUAUGUAACAGCCGUUACUUUAGCGUAACUUUUUGUAUAAUGACGCGGACUUUCGCCGCAUCUACCCCACUCUCGUCUCCCGCACCCAAUAUGCGUCAAUAGUAAGACAAACUCAAGUAGACUGGGCUGUGCGCGGUCACAGUGCUCGGCAAAGUUAGACAGGUUAUCUGUGCUUUUCACGCGCCUCAUGCUUCUUUCAAGUAGGGCUGGCUCCAUCAUUGGGGCGUUGCUGCUGGCCAGGCACCAUUUUCGUCGAUGGCGCCAAUUUACAAGCAGGCGGUCAGUACCGUCCCUGAAAUUCCUUUAUCUGGCGAUCUGAAAGUCUUGGUUUCCAGUGGCCCGAGGUACUGUUUUCUUGUGGACGAUCGCUGUUGACUUAACCGAAAUCCUAACCCUCUCUCAAGUAGCAGUGACCCCUGGAACUUUACCAUAUGUGCUCGCCUUUUGGGCCCGCACUCUAUCUAUUUGGCCACUGUAACACCAGGUUUUGCGCAAUCGUUUACCCAAGUUAUCUGCAGCCGAUCCGUUACCCCCCCCCCCCACCUUUGGGUCGAACUAAAUUGUUGUGGUCUCGAAUGUCCCACAGGCAGUGGAAACUUGACAGCGAACGUCCUCUCAAGAUGCGCAGGUUGAACCUGGAAGUAUCCUGGCCCGUCAGUUGUCAUGUUCUCUCUCACCCCAACCUUCCAGCUUUUACUGCAGACAACAGCGCUUUGACACCAACCGUUCAAGCUUUGCUCAGAUUUAUGACAUCUGGAAAUGGAUUUUCAUACACUCUUCCACAGUCAUUCUUUUUAAGCCAUGAGCGGUCAAUCUUAUUGGGGAUAUGUUACGUACGUAUACUUGACUCGCGUACCUUUUCCCCGUAAAAGUCGUCAUCCAAUCGUAUAGAAAUACCAAUUGAAUGCUUUUUGACACUUUUUAAACAUUUGACAAUCUUCUCAAUGCCAGGGCGGAUGGAAGUGUUCCAACUGCGUCUCCUGUACCAGCUGUGGCAGCAGAUCUCCCGGGGUGAAUGGAGACUGGCACGCUAAUUACACACGCUGUGCCCCGUGUGUUUCCCUUUCUAUCUGCCCCGUCUGCACGUUGCCAUAUCGGGACUCGGAGCUGCUGAUAAAGUGCGCCAUUUGUAGUCGCUGGUCGCAUGCCGGCUGUGACCAACUCCGAACGGAAGAUGAAUUGGACUUUGUCACUGAUCUGGGUUAUAACUGUGCUCUUUGCCGGGAGUUGGGUGCUCCACGAGGUCCCGGUCAUCAGCAGGUACGUUUAGGCAUACUGGUUUCUCUCUGCCUUGUCUCUCCUUCGCCACGUUCAUUUUUCAUGCGUUUGUACCUUUUUGCCCUCUACUCUGAUCUCAGCUGUUGGACUUCCGUGCGGCAAAUGGUAACAAUGUGCCUAUACCAUCUUCUUGGAAGUGUGGAGAGCGAAUCGAUUCACUGUUUGCAGAUAGAUUGGUAAGUAGUUACGAAAGCCUUUGUCUUCGGUUUCUCGAUAACUUCCGUCGAAUACUCUCACUGAGGGUGAUCUUCUGCUAUUCUCGCCUUUUGUUACCCAGAUGUCAUUAUACUAAUCAGCGCCACCUUGUUUCUUGUAGUCCUCGUGUUCCCCCGGCAUAGCUUUUGGGUCUGCCGGUUCGUCCGCCGCGCGUUCAGAUGAGGAACAAGGAUCACCUCUUGAUCCUCAGUAAGUACUUUACCACCGAACUGAUCUGAUCUGAACUGAACUUCCUUGUCUAAGGUAUCUGCUUUUGACUCCACAGUGUCCUGCUCCUUUUUGCACUGUCGCUUUUUUGAUUUAGUUUCCCAGCAUCAGGCUCCAGGUCAGCUCGUCAGAAGCUUAUUUCCUAUGCGGUUGUAUGGCCUCGACCUCUUUUUCUUUUCUUAGCCAAUUUUUUAUGGACGGCGUAGUCCUCAGCGAGACUGGUCUCAAUACCAUUCGCCAGGUCAUGCUGAAGGGGCAUCCCAAGCGCCAUCUAACCGGGGGCCGGCGAGCCUCGCAUCCAUGUGCACCAUCGGCAAUUCCAGGUAUAUUUUGUGACGUUUAGUUCUCUUUUUGUCUUUAUCUGCAGCCCGUUCAAUGCUACAAACCGACUCGUUUAUCUGCUGUGGCCUUCUGCUUUCAUGCAUGUCUGUUUAAAUAGCGCUUUCUUAUUCCCUUCCAGAUGCCAACUCUGUGAAUGAUUGCGCUCCCGCCUCUGUGUUUACUUCGGUGAGACAUUUUUUGUAUGCUACUUUCACUGUCCCUUUUUAUGAUCGCUCCUAAGGGAACUGAAUUACGCUUGAAAGCUCGCCUUGUCAGAGGGAAUCAAGCUCACUUCAUACCUCAAAAUAGUUGAUGAAAUUCGCCGCACGGAAAGUGUUAUUUCGCCUUCUGUACUUGAGAAUAAGGGAGUGAAUGCGUACGUUUAGCUUCUCGUUUCACCAUCGACUCUGGAAUCCACCGAGCAUCUGGAUUGCUUUAAAGACUUUCUAGGAAUACUUACCCUGCAGACGCAAAGUUUAACCAUUAUUCGUCAGAGGGGUGAAAUUUUGGCAGAAUGUUCUUACCGACAAAGACAAGGGUGAAAUUUUUUUCCAUGGUUCAUUACUCCCGAACCCCAGACUGAUAUAAUUCAUCAAACUAUCCUAAUGCCAGUGGAGAACUGGGUGGCAAGGUGCUCCCAUGGUUAUCAACAAGCUACUUGUUCACCUUAUAUUUGUAUAUGCAGGCAAUGACAUGCUUGAAUUCUGGGAAGGUAUAACUUUCAAUACGCAUACCAUGGAUCAGUGAAGCGAACAUGUCUGUAAGUUUGCGGCAGUCCUGUUUGUAAAUUUUGGCUGAGAUUACAUCUACGCCGGGUGCUUUUUCGCUGGGCAUAUAUUGCAUUUCUCUUGUCUCUAAGAUGGGAGGCGGACGGCCGGUUUAUUCAUUGAUGUCCUCUGGAUGAAGUCGGUUGAUGGCGCCUUCUCAGCUUAUAGAUAGCUGAUUAGGAUCCGGGACAUUUUUGAAGAGCUCCACUCAGCGCUUUAUGAUUUGUCGCCUAACCAACAAUAGUUUUGCUCCAUAUUGACUGUGCAGUGGCGCAGUCCCCCUGACUUGGGGACCGUAGACUGUCUUGACCACCGCGAAGGACUUUUUCUUCUCACAUCGUCCAGCGUAUUUCUCGGUGUCACCAACCCUGUGAGUUAGCCAACCCUUUUGAGUCUGUUGCAGUGGCCGCGACAUCCGAAUAACGCGGCUUUACUGCCUUCGGUUUUGUUGUUUGGAUAGGUAUUGUGUAGUCUGUUUUUCUUGGAAAGCAGGUGUUUGAGUUCUUCAACUUUGUAGCCAAACCAGUUCUGGCGCUGUCCAUGUACGAAAUCGCCAACUGUCAGAGCAGUUUCGUGAAUGACUUCCAGCGGUGUCCUUUACUGGGUUUCAACGGUAGUUUUCUUCCACAUCGAGAAUUACUCAAUUGCUAAAAUGUUGACCGAAUUCAGCCGUAUUCAGUGAUAUCGUGCUUGAUUUACUUGAUGCUGACUUAACUCUUCUUGCUUAUCUAACAUCAUCCGCGUUCAACUUUGUUUUCCCGCAGUUCUUCCCCACAAACCUCUUAAUAACUCGUACUAGGCGUUAUGUUUGCCCAUUAGCACUCUGGGAUACCGCCUCUUGUCUUUUCCAAAUCACCUACGCAUCUAACUUGCGGUGGUCUUCGACGACUCUUGUCUGUCCACCUAGUGGACAUGCCGGAGUAUCGAAUGAAUAUCAGUCUGUUUUCACCUGUUUCUUCUGCCAUCAGAUUGACGACGAGGCAUCGCAGCAGUCUGCAGCAGAUGCUGAAGUCGAAACCAUUUCUACCACCUACGCUGAAACGAAAUCUCCCAGUGUUAUCUCAGAGGAAGACGCUAGUCACCAGCUGCCCGGCGGUGAACCGAAUUCAACGAUGGAUCGUGUAAACACAACCCCGGCCUCAGUGGUAAGAUCUCUUUUGCACACACGCCACAGUAAAGUACAUCUUUCACCGCAUCGUGUAUAAGACUUUUGGGAGAAAGCUGUGCAUCGAUCUUCCCGAACCCCAAUUUCUCCUCCAGUUACACGUCCCGCGCCCGAGCUUUUUUCAUGGAGCUUUCCUGUACCCAUGCAGUUACGCUCUGUCAUACGGGUUCUAGCCACACACAGUGCUUGUUGCUGGGUUUGAUUUGAGUUCACAUAAAACCACGUUAAAGUCGUCAGGCGUCUUAGCGCCCAAAAUCCCUGUCAUUGUAUCUCCUGGAUUCUCAACGAUUCACAUUUAACAGAUAGGUCCCUUAUCAUUAAGAGCACUUUUUAUGUUGGGUAUUUCCCUCCACAUCUUUUACCUGCUCAAGAGUUUUUCUCUUCCAUGAUAUCCUGCCUAUUAGGUGUCUGCAUCCAAGGCGCGAGAUCCUAACGCGAAGGGCAAGUCGGCCAACGCCAGCGCUCGUCGCCAACUAAACCUUGGUGUUGGCGGAUUCAGAGCACGUUCCACUCGCAUGUACCACGUAGGUUCCCUUGUCUCGAGGCAUCGAGGUCUUUAUCUGUCUGACUACUUGCUUCCCUGGUACGGCCAUGAGCAAGCCUGAGCUAGCCUGCCUAAAUGCUAUCACAGAUUGUAUCUCCACUCUUGACGAUCUGCAGCAGCGCAUCAAGGGAGCUCGGUUCCCUGUCUUCUCCAGCAGCGGUUGCAAAAUAUCGAAGAUUCGAAGACCAUAUCCUGACAAACUAUGCUCAGCCAGGUUUUUACUCUACCUCAUCUUCGAUGCCUCCAGGUGGAUAGCGAUGUCGAAUCAAAGGUAGCAACAGUGAACUCGUGGAUCUGGCGACGAAAAACGUGAUCGAGUCAUCUCAGCCGCCUUUUUUGAAUGGCCCGUGAUAUUCUCGUGGUGUUUCCCUAUAGACGGUUGAUGUACUUCACUAGGUGGAUGGUUCUCAGUCAACGGCAGUUAGUCACCGGUUUCCGCUCAUGUUCUACGCAGAUGACUCUGUGUUCACAAGUAUACAGAAGGAUUGACGGAACGGACGUCCGAUACACACGGACAUCUGGAGAGAGAGAGAUCGCAUCGAUUGGGGCGACAAUGCAGUCCUUAUACUGCCAAUUUCAUUCCCAGGACUUUUGAACUCUUUCUUAAAACUGACAGCCUCUCAUAAUGAAAGAGGUCUUCUUCUGGCCACAAACACAGUUUGAAAAGAACCUUAAUGGAGAAGUCUACUGAUUUGGAGAGCCAAUUCAUCCAAAUACCAGAACGAAUAUCAAAUGGUUGGGAGAGAUUACUGUGGACCGGAACUCGUGCAGUAGUGAAGUAGUGAUGAACGCAGCGACGCAGAGAGCCAUUGCGGACUAGAACGGCAGAAUGCAGCGCUGUGUGAACGUGUGGUCUGUGCGUCCACGUCCAGUUCGAGGUCCGGUCUGGUUCGGUCCGGUCCUCAAACCACGUACUCUGAAACCUCCUGAGAAUAGCUCUGAUAGCAAUGUUGAUGAGACUUAUACCACGGUAUAUUUCGCAUUUCGUCUUUGCUUCCUAACGUCGGGCAAAGGGAUGGUCAAGCCCCGGUUACCAGGAACGACCUCAUCGCCCCACACUAUCAGUCACCUCGUGGGACCAGACUGUCAGAGUAUGAAUGCAAAUCUUGUAUACUUUCUCGGAAAUGCCGUCUUCUUGCUUAGCUUUGUUAUUAUUGUUGCGCAGUCCCAGUAUUGCGUUGAUUAUUCCUCCUCGGUACGGAGGCUCAUAUGAAACUGUAUAGACUGGGAAAGGAUAAAAUUCGGCUGCAGAUGAGGGAAAGAGGUGAUGAGUCGAUAUAGUACUCGAAGUGCCCACACCGGAGCUCGACCGUCUUCGAAAUUUCAACAAUAAAGACGCUUUUUACACCGGAAACAUUUUUUUCAGUGCAGAUGAUCCACCACCAACCUGGAGAAUAAAUAAAGGAGUUCUCGCGUGUCGUCGUCGUUUAAGGCCGCCGCCUGCAAGUUGGCACUUCAACCCAAUAACUUUCGCGGUUGUCUCUAGCCGACUGUGACUUCUUCCGGAGUACUCAGAGGGUACCAUCACCGUAGGGCAUAACUGGAAUUGAAAAACUGUAAGCUGCCUGAGUUGCUUCAUCAAUCGCAUCUUCGCUAAACGGAUCGGAGAGUUCGAUUGCCUCGCUAAUCGAUGUGUUCAAUUACAGCCAUUUACUACUGCCGCCUUCCCGCUCGGCAUGCUCUGCAGAGAAUUACCGGAUUUCUAUACUCUGAGCCUAAGCUGUGUUUUAUUGCCAUACUCUGGCAACAAUGAGCGUCUUGCACGAGACAUUUCAAACGCGGAUGUUAGAUGAACUUUUUAGGCACGCACAAACAAGAAUAUUAUCUGAGCCAUAGACCUUCCCACCUACGGCAGCACGCAACUGGUCUGCCGUCAUAAACACAACUUCAAAACUUUUAGCUGACCAGAAUUUAGUUAAUCUGGUUGGUCGUACGACCACCGUUUAUAUGCCGAUUUAAAAUAUGUCUGUGGCGGCGCUGUAAGGUGUAGCUGAUGAACAACAGGUUCUGCUCAGCGAUGUUAAGUAACCUUUCAUCGUUAUUGCUUCGAGGGCCAAGCCCAAAGAGGCAGGUAAGGUGGUUGUUUAAAGACUCACUUUACCCACCCCAACCAUUACAGUCUCCGACUGUAAUCGCCAGAUGUCGUCGAGGGAGUCAUUCAACUGUUUCUUGCGACUGGGGGCAGGUUUCUUUAUGGUUGUCGUCGGUAACUGGUGUUUGCUGGUAGACAUAUUCCCAUACCGAGUGUUCGUUAACGAUUUAGUACCCCCAGCUUACAUGCUAUUCCCCUUCAUCACUACACGAGGGUUUAGAAGCACGUCGGUCCACGCAGACGCCGUACCAUGGAUGUUAGUAGUGAUAUGUUCGGACACUUUCCGUGAGGGUUUUUUGUGGAGUUUAAGUGCCGGUGGGUCUCCAAUAGCCACCGAGGUUGCCUCCCAGAGGUUGCAUCUUCUAACGCUUUAGCUGAAUAGCCUAACCGCAAUGGACUGAUAGCAGGCAAGUUUAUUUCAUAGUAGUUCGUGGCCGGCAUGCAGGAGUGCUGUCUUUAGGCCUUGCGGUGUUUUGAAAGGCGAUAGGCGCGCCUACUCGUUUGAGCUUGAUGCAUGCGGUUGCUUUAAGAGAUCUUUCGGUGACCUGCAAUUACAGUAUCAUCGGGUUGAUAGAUGUUUCUGACUUGGGUGCCUAAGGCUACUUUUGUUUACCGAUUCUAUAUCUUUCCUAUCUUGGAAAUGAAAGUAUAGUUUUAUCACCUCUCCUGUGAACUCCCAGUCAACCAAACAUACAGUUGUGAACCGUGUAUUCAUGGUUGGCGAAAUGAUACAAAUUUAUGUGUGAAUAACAUUCCUCUCAAGUGUUAGAAAAACCUACUUCCGUCGUUUGCCACCCCAUCUGUCUGUCCGAAAAAGUAGAAGUUGUUUUUUUCCGAAAAUCCCGAUCUAUGCACUUUUUUAUCUACGUUUUAGCCAAAGAAGACUCAGCUUGCAGCUGCCGCUGCAGGUGUUAUGAGUGGCGGUCCUCUUAGUAGAAUCACCCAGUCAGCAGAUCCGGGUAUUGGAAAGAAGCGGCGGCCGACGAAGCACAAGUCCAACCUCGAAGAAAGCUACCCUGACUACCUGAUGCAGGCUUUUUAUGGUGGCAGUCUCCUAGCCGCUAGUGACCGCGCCAAAAAGCGUCGACGCAGACUGCUGCAGCAGGCUUCACUGCGCAACAAACCUCUUGGUUCUGCCCUACAGCUCUCAUUCAACUCUUCAGCAACGCCUUCAGAGGGCUCCUCGGCUACAGAGUACGGGAAGCCGGUAAGCGUGUGCAUUCGAAUUUGUUACUAUCUGCAUUAUUUUUUACCACCCACAAUCCUUCUCAAUCUGACCAAACGUAUGUAUAUACUUUUUUUCCGCUCCCUUCGUCCCCAAGGUUAUUGAUUCCGCCUGGUCCGGCAACUUCGACCCGCGCUCUGUGCAGUCCUCCAAGAUGCCCAGCCCCCGCAGCGGUUUUACCUCACCAAGUAACCCACCUCCACGACAGGCCUCUUGGGCGGGUGGUGCGACUGACCUGAACCUGGAUUCACCCCUUCCCGAGGACUUUGACAUGGAGGGUGAUGAUGACGGCUUCGAAGACGAUGACUUUGAGGAGGAAGACGAAGAGGAACUACGUACACUAGAAGAUCCUAGUGUUAGUUUUGGUAUCUACAAACCCUCGGAGGCGAGUUCCCUCGGUCGCCAUGAUGAAAAUCUCUUUGCGGAUGCAUCUACGCCCAGCAGCAGCCAGAAGAAUUUGCUGACAUCAGCACCAUGUGUAAUUGAUGUGUCCAUGGAGCACAACAGGCGUCUGCCGAUUUCUGUCGAUCAGCCUCCAGCCCACCGUAUGCCGGUGGCUGGUAGCAGUGCUCACGGCUCGGCCAGAAUAACACCGGAGCCGUCGUUUGUAGAAGAAACACAAGCCCGUAGUGUCCCCAUUGAUUCACUUCCGCCGCCUCUAUCCUCUCCCAAGACUCAGUCAUGCUUGCCCACAGUACUAGAAACCGCCGGCCAACUUCCAGAAAGUACGUUUGCCGAUCUAUGUCAUCUCUUGUAAUUUCACUGCAAACUGUUAAGCGGUUAAGAGGUGUGUACACGGAAAUCUGUGCCCGAAAUUGACCCUUUUGACACCCUCUAAGUACCUGCAAAGCUGUUUUUCGCUUGCACGCAAACGCGGAUCCCAGUUAGAACUUUUUUAUAAUUCUUCCGGUAGUGACUAUAUGCACCAUCUUGAGAUGAGCCGUCCUAGGUUUCCUCAUCCCUGAUUUGACUCUGUUAACGAAAUUUUGUCGAAGAAAUUUGGUUCAUUAAAUUAGCCCCAGUCGUCGCCAGGGUGGUACCUUCUGUCAUUUGCACGUCUGCGUAAUGUCUCUUCUAAUCGGUCACCGUUCUUAUGAUAAAACGCUUUCGGUACGGUUUUAUUACUGCGUACUCAGUGAAUUUAAGCCUCCUGGUAAGAUAUCACGCAGCAAUGGCUUUCUUUCGACACAGAUUUUUUUUAUUCCCAUUUAUCAGACCUGGAUGAGGUCACCGAUCUUAUGCUUAUGGAUGAUCUGCUCAAUAUCGCCGCAAUAACUAAUGAAGACCUUGCCGGUACUACUCCCUCGAGCUCGGUUCUGUCCGGCCAACUGGAGGAACCUCGGUCGCCACACAUCUCCCCAAUGCAGUGUCCUACCUCUCAGUCGUCACAGCGGGAUUCGGUGUGUAUGAUGCAAAAUAUUUAUGUCACCGGAGUCUCUUCCUCCUCCACGCCAACCACGCCCCAAGGAGGCGCCACCCCCCUGCCUCCGGUUCCUCGCUCCAAAAUGCCACCGUUUGACCGCAAGCAGACUUCACAGAGAGAACUGGUCUCCCAAGUGUCCGCACCGGUUGCCCCCGAGUAUCUUGAACAUCAGGGAAAGGAUGAACGCCUGACUGCCCCCAACGAAUUCUCACAGCUUGAUAGAGUUCAUGUAUGUCGCCGUUUUAGUUGGCAACCUGUUGUUCUCUCUUCACUACCUCCAUGUUGUGCGCUGCACCUCCUUCGUAACGUUUUCUGAUAUGGGAGCCAUUUCUUCUGCAUCCUGCAAGCCGCUUUUUCUGUUGGCAUUAAUUGCAACUGCUACGCCAUGGAACUCCAGACGUUAAGAUAGUUUACUGGGGGAUAUGCGUGACUGCAGUUAAUCGAGAAAGUCACAGGGAGGACGUGAAGAGGUAGUGAGUUCAGUGCUGCGCAACUCCCUGUCUAAUCCAAAGUCACCGCUGCUUUCGCGUCUGGUGGUGUCCAUCUUCACUUCUAACCAACGAUGGUCUUAAGAUUUUACAGACUGCGAAAGUUCAGGGUUUCCCCGGCCCUAGCUAGUCGACGUAGUUCCAUUCGUUCAUCUUAUGCGCAUGACUUCUGUGUCGGCUGCCUUCUAUCCUAUGUUGGGUCGCCAAUCGCCUGCAAUAUGAUUAGAACGCCUAGUCUAGGCGUAUGAUCUGUCUCUGGUCAAUCGACCGCGUAUCUGGCUCCAACUAAAACAGCACACUUCUCUAAUACAAAUCCGGUGACCUUUUUAAGUCCUUAAGGUUGGAAAGGCUUUUCGCCCGAUACAGCCUUGUCAAUCAGCCUCGAACGUUUUACUCGGCCUUAUGCCAUCAAACGGUCCCCAAGUUAGUUAUUCAGGUCUCGAUGAUUGGCCGGACCUCCCCUAUCUUAAGGCCACUCCAUCACCUCUUAAGUAACUAGAUUUACACAUCGUUGAGUGUUUCACCAACCUAUUUUUCGGACAUGGGACCGGUGCAGCUCGGUCUCAGGAAUCCGUCUAAAUUUUUACGGGGAUUAAGUCCAGUGCGCUAGUCAAUACCGCAGCCUUAGUGCCAUCAGACGAAGUAUUCAUGCAUUUAAUAUCACUGCCCAGUCGGUUCCUCCCCGUCUAUGUUUAGUCUGACAUCAGUGAGGUUGUCGUAUCCAUACUCCAGUUGAGGAGGCUUUCCAGAAUGUUAUCUUUUACAAGACUGAGUUACGAGGCCCCGGCCGAGGGGCCUUGAAUUUUAACAUCUAGACUGACUUGUUCGCCACGUCCUUACUGAAUACAGAUAAUCGCGAAUGCAUGGUUUACGGUACUGGCUGUUCCAAACGUUACGGGUUUUUACUGAAUAGCAAAUUUUGAAGACUUCUUUGUAAUGGACAUAGCCCUGUAGGGCGUAUAAUACCGCCCUACAGGUCAAGGAUUUAACGCAUACACCCGCAGUGUGAUCAAAAGUGCGGGACACUACCCGCGCCUUUGUGGAUUCUUAAGCCUGGUCUUUACACGGAUUAUAACUACUGCUUAAUAGAUAUUUUUGCAGGCUUGAAUAAGUUAACUGACAAAAUUGUUAAAUACCUCGGUGACCUCGUCGGGAUUCGUAAUUGCGACCUUGAAGACGUGGUUUUCGUGCAGCCUACGGUUUAACCGCCUGAGUUACGAGGCCCCGACCAAGGGCCCUGAAUUUUCCGCAGUUAUUAACCUCGGCGAAACUCGAACACGCGACAGUAAGGACGUAGCGAACAAGUAAGCCUAGAUGUAAAAAUGCAAGGCCCCUCGGUCGGGGCCUCGUAGCUCAGUCGGCUAGACCGCUAAUUGCACUCAAGCCCAACGUCUCCACUGUCGUCGGUUCGGAUUCCGCCGAGGCCACUUAGUUUUUAACAAGUUAGGUAAGUUACAGCCACUGCUGCAGACAUCCGCAUGCUAUAAGCUUUUCGCAAAAAUCUUUUGAAAUUGUUUGAUGAGAGUUGUCACUUAUAAAACAGUGGCUACUUCUUUAUGUGGCACUCCAGCUGUGUAACUGUGUGGUACCAUUCUAUUUGGGGAAUCCACGUGAUACUAGGGCAUAGCUUUACCCGAGGUCGUUUACUUCCUCAUGCCGAGGUGGCGCAUUGUCUUCCACGACUUGGUUAUUAGUGGACCCGGUGAUGGCUUCAAACUACUCGAAUAGCUCUCUCCUUUGUAUUUAAGAGCUCGCAUCUGGCUAAUUAGUCAUGCAUGAGAUAUGAUUUCACGCGAUUCAGGUGGGCGUUUACAGUGGUCCAACAGAUGUUAUGCUUGGCCACCUUUGACAGGGUUUCUAACCAGCAUUCUGAUAUUCAAGGUCGCCAGAUCUUAUUUUCUGAUCACGUGCUUUUUCAACCAUUCCUUUCAUGCAACUUAAUGGGCAAUUUGUUUUUGGCUACCUGCUUUCCUGCCGGUGCCUCUGAAACAUCUAUGGGAUAAAAUGUCCCCACUCAGAGCAAGAUAUUUUUACACCCAGGGAAUAGCCCUGAAGGUUGUUUUUUUUCUCCUUGUAAUCUCGUGCACUUUUAACAGCUCAUAUUUUCACUCACAACAUUAUAAAGCUCUUGUAUUUAUCAGAUCCUCGACUGUUUAUUCAGUGAAUAACAACAACUGGGGUCUAUAGUUCUUCUGAGUAGCGAUUACGUACUCUCUUUAGUGUUCGUUAAAUCCUUGUAACGAACCUAGACAUCCUGCUGUUUCACGUGAAGUCUGUCUUUAAGCUUUGUGUUUUUUAUCUUCUUGGGACCGAGUGCUGAAAAUGCUUGUGCGAUAAUUUUCUCAUCCGCUCUAUGUUAACCCUUACCUUUCAAUCUUGCCACUUUUUCAGAAUGAGCCGUCAGUGGACACAGCUCCUCUGGGUUCUGAUCGGUUUUCUCCCCACGUCAUGAACCAGCAGUCAUUAGGCACCGCGCUAUACAUAGAAGAUAGUCGUAUAAAGAUUGCCAACUCCCCUGAUCUCUGUCAGAUGCAACGCAACACCAACCCUAUGUCGCGUCUGCCAGUGGGUUGCCAGUCACCCACCCAAGCCGGCUCCUCUGCCCUGGGAGAUUCACAAAGCCAAACCGGUAUUGGCCUGCUACCUGAGUUGAGCGUGAUGGACAUUGAGUCACAGUUGAACGAAUUUGAAAGGACGGAUGUCUACCGUGGAAGUUUACCCGCCAGUCACGCCACUCCUCCUAUGCAGUUGGUGGAUAUCGUCGCUAGCCCAAAGUCUGGCAGCGAUGUGCUUUGUAGAACUCAGAUGUCUUCCAAUCUCUCUGGCGAAGCCUUCUCCGGCUUCCACCAGGAGUCGUUGCCGCUCACACCUCACUCCUAUACACCCGGUGAGCAGUCUCCGAGUAUGAAGACCAAACCCCUCAGUUCCCCUCACGAGAAGACCCCACGUGGUGUGCACGCUUCUAGCACCCAUAUUUCCUCAAUGAAGCCGCUCAUGGUCAUGCAGAGUGUCGAUCCUGAAGUAGUGCUCCAUCAAGAGUGCGCAACCUCGCAGGUAUCCAUGCUUCAGCAGCAGCAACAGAAUUUGGACGAGUCGUAUAUCCCAGGUUGGUUUCGCCCCUUCUCAAUACUCGCUAUGUCGUCGUCUGUGUUCAGUUUCCUCUUGUUAUUGCUGCUAUAAGCACUUAGCACAUGGUUAAGUGACUUUCCUAUCAAUUGUUUCUACAAAAUUCACCAUCUCGAUUAUUAAUUAUCUAAACUUCUUCUUUCGUCCUAGGCACCAUUUCUGGCGCUCCCACCCCAAGACCUCAGUCUGGGCAGCUUCGACAUAAUCAGAGGCCGUCCCCAGGAAUGAUUCAGUCUGGUCGCGUCUGUAAUUCACAGGCUUUCAUGCAACAACAACAACAACAACAACAGCACCAGCAUCAAAUCAGGGCAGCACAACGACCUGUUCAUGUUGUCCAAAGCUAUCCAACCCAACCUCAGCAGUCUCAAAUUCCAAUUCAGCGCCAACUUGUGGUCCAGCAACAACAGCAGUCAGUUCCUGCGACUGGUCAACAGCUCCGCCAGAUCGUGCAGCCCCAUCAGUCGCAGACACAGUCUGUCCAGCAGUUCUAUGUGGGUCAGCAGCACGCGUCAGCGCAGUACGUACAGACGCCCACGGAGAGUACCCCUCCUCCUCCGCCCUAUCCAGUCUCCCACAGUCGUCCUAUGAAAUGGUCUCAGCAGUACUCUCCGAUUGCCGGUCCAACCUCUGUACCGCAAUCGCCACAUCCUUAUCAACAGCAACAGAGUCCGACCCAAAAGAUGGUUUCAUCGCCCCCUAACCCUUCCACUUUACAGUUCAUGUCGCCACAACAACAACAACAGCAACGCAUUCGUCCGCACUUCAAAGACCCAGACUCGUCCCAACAACAGGCGCUAUUCCAGGCAGGUCAGCGUGUCACAAUUCCUGCCGGUGCCUACCAGCCGGCAGCGACACAGAUGUCGAGUCCGAUGACUACUGGGCGCGUGAUGGCCUCACCGAGUAUGUCGGUGGGCCCUUCGGCCGCGUCGUCUGCCGCAGGGUCUCCAAGGGGUCGCACCUUCCAACAGCAACACUUUUCCUACGAGACUUCACCUCUUGGAGGGGACCCGGGUACCAUUCGGACGCCCAGCACUGGCGUGGGUGUCGAUGUGGUAGGCCUUGCACCUUGCACCGAAGGCCUAGCCAAUCAGCAGCUCAAAAGCAUGCUUCGCCAAGGCAGGUGUCUUUUUCUGCUCCUCACCCGUCAUGCCAACUUGCUGUCAUUAGGUCGCAUUCUCGACGUUUAGUUCUAUUCCUGUCAGCCUGUUUACGUACGAACUCUCCCCUAUCUUUGCUUGUUUCAGUAUCUUCUUCAUGUUAAUGUUAAGGAAAAAUGCUUUGUUAUAAAGCUCCAUCUUUUGUUUGUUGAUCACUGUAUUUCUCUCUAGAUGUUAGUCCCCGUAUGUCCGGCGUUGACGUUCUUCCAACCUCCAGCGUCCCGACGCCGAGCCCGGCACCGUCGUCGAGUCGUAUCAAUUAUGCCAAUUGGGAGGCUGAUGAGAGGCGCGGUGAUAUGUCCACUAUCGCCCCGAUCCUCCACGCCAACAUAUUACAUCCGCAUCUGCGCAGCCAGGUCCUUGACUUCCCAACGCGCGCCCGUGAAAUCCACAAACUCUGGAGGCGCCUUCCCAGUGACAAGCGCUGUGAUUUUGUGGUAAGUUUCAACUCCGUCUCUAACUUCUGGCUUGUUUAAACUGCUCGUUGCAUAUUUCCUCCUUAAGUCUUUUUUAUGUUUACACCGUCUCACGCCUACUUCUGCUCUUUCACUAGAAUCAAGCGCGACUGAACCGAACGCAACUGAAGGCCAGCCAGAACGCCUCAAACCUCUCAAGUAGAAAUGCUAUUCAUUCCAGCACCGGAACUGCAGGUCACUUUACCAUACCUUCCCACGGCUCAACGUCCGCACAGAUGGGGCCUACCAUGACUGGGGAGGGCCGUAACACGCCCAUUUCGCCCAAAUUCACUCAAUCGCCGGCCGUCCUGCGUCAGUCUCAGUCCUACCAGGACCUUCUGAACCAGCAGCAGCAGCAGCAGCCGCCGCAACAGCCUCAUACUAUCUACACAGUUUCUCAGGACCCAAUUGUUGCAGCCUCCCCGCAGGUCCUGGAUUCGUUGAGUUCCACUGUGACCGCCAAAACGCCCGGUCUCAGCGAACCUCCCGAGGGUGAUCUUCCGUCAUCUAACCUUGUAUGUAUUCAGUUUUACGUUUAUCUGCGCUCCUUCAAGUCCUACUGCCACCUGUUGUCAAGAAAAUAACUUUUUCUAGCCUACUCAUUACUGGCACAGUCGCAUCUCUGGCAGGUUGUAGGUACCAGCCCGGAAUGCUGGAGAUCUCGACAUUCUUUUAUACCGCAAAUCAUAUUCGCUUGCUUCAAUUAAGCUUGAGUCAAACCCCUACAGGACAUCGCAGUUUGUAAUAUCCGUCCCAGACGCAUCAUACUCAUAUUUUUGUGAGAUCACUAACGUUACUUUCACGAAAUCAGCUAUUCAUUAACGCCACAUCUAAAAUCUCACGUCGCCCACAACCUGGAGGGUCACGUUCUCACCAUCAUAGAGCAUUUCCAACUCGUCAGGUCUCAAAUUCCUUUAUUGUGCAUUUGUUAGAUGGGCUAGCAGCUUCGACUUUCGCGGUCAAUUUCAUUUAUAUCGCAUGCUUCCGUCGUCUAGACUCCCCUCUCUCAUCACUCGGAUGGAAGUGUCGCUGUUGAAAGCGGCCAGGUCUUUGCCUCAACGGUUGGCGGCCUCGAAUCUGCACAGGAAAAACCGCAAAAAGCUGAAGAACAGUUAGCCGUCAGUAGUCCGUCGUUGUCCGAAUCACGCACUGCUAGGGAGUCCGUCUUCUUUCCCCACGACACUCCAACCGACGGAGUCCUCCAAUACCCUGCUUACUCAAGGUGCGCGGAACCCUUAGGAAGGAACUCCUCUAGCGCGGACUCUCUUUCAAUUGCCUGCGGUACUCCGCUGCAUCCCUCUUCUUAUGGUCCGCCCUCUGUGACGCCAUCGCAGGUCUCCUCUUCGCCCUCGCCUAAUGGCUCAGCACGUCACUUGCAGGUUCGUGUUUACUCUUUACCUGUUCACUCUUUCUGCGUGUUUCCCACCUUUUGUCCCUUGCCCCCCUCCUCUCCCCCGGGCUCUUGAUCUCUUCUGUUUGGCUUGUCUCCAGGUCACCUCUUAAGUAUGCCCUUCUUGGGUCCAGGUCGAGGUUCGGCCACUUCAAGACUACCGAAGGUGGACUUGGGCGCAAUGGCUCACAGUGCUAAACCGCUCGUCCACGCGCGCCGCACACGCGACUCGGUCUUUCACGAGGGCGGCUCGGAUCCCACGUGUGUGAGGCUGGCAUGGAGCCCACAUUGAAGAGGAGCCAUUGAGGCCUAAGUCUCAGUCCUCCAGUUACUCCAACAUAUUUCCCUCAGGGUCAAGUUACCCUGUCAGUUGGCAGUCUUACGAUUCACGACUUUUAGCGCAUCGCGGCAGAUUUGAGCUCGUCAGAUUUAUAGUAAGGAAUGCAGCGGUGUGUCGUGGGGAUGACUUCCCGGUGCCAGCCUUACUCUUUUCCCUAUUCUGUGCGCCAGCCGACUGUCCGAGCCUGUUGACCGGCUGGUUUUGAGGUUAGGUGGUGACGGACAGCUAGACAGUCCAUCUACCCGUGCCACACACGAUCUGGCCACCACCAUUGCGCGUAAAGGAGCAUGGUUCCAUAACUCAUCGCGACCCACUUUGCGGAAGACGGACAAUCGAGGUCGUCAUUGGUGUCCGCUUGAGGAAGUCAGUAGAUUGUCUUCCAGUUGAUUGCAGAUUAAUGGUUGAGGACGCUCUGGAAGUCGGCGUCGCAGUCCUCCAAGAUUUAUAUCUUAUCUGACAGCCCGUUUGUCCCAUCAAAGCUCAGCAGUGGCGCAGUACCUUUCGCUUGAGUACCCUGGACCGCCCUGAUGGUCGCAAAAAAUAUUCUUUAUCUCGCCAUAGACGGUAUUUUGUGUAUCUUCUCUACAUUGUCAGUCAGCCGGUCCUUCCGCAUCUCCCUUAGCCUAUGUUGUCGUCGGCAUUUUAAGUACGCGUCUUCAUUUGCGUUUCCGUUCUUGGUGGUGUAGGCCGCUUAUAGCCUGUUCUUCUCAGAGAAGAUAGUGUGGAUUUCUACGCCACUGUCAUCGAACCAGUUCUGGUGCUGUUGGCAAUCGUGAAUGAGGACUUCAGUCCUUGUGAAAUGGACGGUAUCCCACAUGUCUCUCCACUGUCUUUCAACGGUAGUAUGCGCCACUUCGGUUUGCAUUUUUUCCAGUCUAGAGUUAACGCAAGUGAUAAAACUCAAGUAGCUCACAGCAGUAUCAAAUAAUAUAGUAUUUAACUUACCUGAUACUGACUUCUCUUGCCGUCGUCUGCGCGUUUGCAUUUGGAGCCCCGUCGUAGGUGAUCCGUACGCAGUUGGCAUCACAUAUCGCCGUGAUCACCAACAAAUUAAGUGGGUCACGCCUACGAACGAGGACGUAUUCUGGCAGUUGCCAGUAGUGCGGGUGACGGUGCAUCCACGUCGCCUUCUCCCGAGUCGAGGUGCGAAAGAUCAGAAGAAGAUUGUAUUCUGCACAGACCUGCAGGCGGAAAAGGUCCUUGCUGUUGUGGCUGCCGAUCCCGUGACGACCGAGCACACAUCCGCCCAUGCUGCGGGGUCUGUGAAGACGCGGCCACUGAGGUCACGUCACCCAAUGACAUUUAGUUUGUUCGCCUUCAACACGGGAUCACAAGCAAGUCGUGCAGGUCUUCAUAGAACGUGUCCUUCACGUUAUUGGGGCUGGUCAUUGGGGAAAUCGUAAGCGUUGACGACGAUGGCAACUUUUUUUCCCGUGGAUUGGCAUCAUCAUGGCCAUAUAAGGUCAUUGACGCCCUGUGGCAGACAGGACAACCGUUUCGUGAUGUCGUUUCUGGUGUCGAAGGCAACUCAGACAUCUCGUCACUCUGUCCUUGGACGCCAACUCUAAAAGAAAGUAUAUUCUACACCUAUCCCCAGUUUUCCCUGCUCGUAUGACGGUCUCACCCAAAGUCGCAAUUUCUGCUUUGUAGCGGGGCAGUUCACGGUUGGCCAUGGCCAUCCUCCUCUUCAGAUGGUUUGCUAUUAGAUUGUCUAACAUGGAACAAAUAUUCCAGGCUGCCAGAUUGUACUUUUUCCACCGCAUUUUUGCGUUCACAGAUCAGGGUGAGAUUGCCAAUGGUUUUUCUUACUCGAAAACCUUGCGCCACCAUGUUUGGCUUCACGAGGAGGGGGUGAGCAGCGUUAUCCCUAAAUACGACUGUUUAAUCUUCGCAGGCGACUGCCGAAAUUCCACUGUUGGUCACGACCUUUGUUUAAUGAGUAGUUAACCUGAAUUAGCCUAGGCCGCCUAUGGGUAGCACAUCACCGUCUGCGUAGGUCCUUUGUGUUUGGGAAUGGAGAGAAGGUUUGAUAGGGAUUAUUUCUGAAACUAUCGAGUGGGAAAACACACACGCCGGACACCCUCAUCUGGCUUAGCUCGCUGGUCAGGGAAGGUUACCGGGGUGUGGCCGUCGUGCUCAGCCGAGCUUUGUGGAGUCACAGAUGAGGGUUGGGUGGUAGGACGAAACGGGACGAUGCAUGAGUAUCCACUGGGUACAUCAAUGUCCCUAGUGCAUUGCUUACAGGUACUUGCUAACGUCAUGGUCGUUUCUGUGCUACCAUGCCCAGUUGACAUCGCCUAUGCCACAUCUUCGUCCAUGGUACUUGCUGGAAGUGUAUCUGCGGGAGUUUAUACUCGUCAGUGUAGGGUUGCGCAGCGUUCAUACAACUGCAUCAACAAAUCUGGAGUAACCGUAAAAUUGCAGCAUGGAUUCCCACCAUCGGCACCCUCCGUACGCCAGGUAGCAUAGUUGACUUGACCGUGGACGGUUUGUAUGGCGUGUGCUGUUGGACAUGUUCUAACACGCUCAGAACCUGGAUGUUUUCUUUCCAACUGGCUGUCUUAACCCACAGGUUGACCACUGCUUGUCUUAAAAGAAGAAACCUGACAAACCAUUUGCUGUUCGUGUUACAGCUGUUGCUAGUGUCUGUCGGCUGCUUUAGUUAUGCCGACCACGUGCAUCCCUUUGCCUGUACGAACCUCAGCUCCAAAAAGGGCCAUUUUGUGAAUCGGAAGCACGCACUCACCCUUCAAAAGUGAAUGUUUGUUGAUGUUGAGCGUUUGUCUACAUGUUCAGCCCCAAAAGUUGGCUGUUUCGUUUGCGUUUGAUCUAGAUAGCAGCCAAGCAUGUGUGUUGCACACGUUCAGUUAAGACUUUAAGCCAUCCCGACUACAGCACCGAAAUUCACUUACAGGACUCAGCCGACCAUAAGGUGAGCUGACCCAUGUUGAUUCGUGCCUGCUUUCCGCGCUAUGAUAAAUCCAGCCCUCUUUUAACCCGUAAAAAUGAUCCAAAUGUCGUGGUUCAUAGGACUGCUAAUUACUGAGAUAACUCAGAACUGGCAGCCAGGUCGCAAUGGUCCCGUCUGAAUAUGCAGCUCCCUUUUUUAUGAUUUCCGAGAUCCCCUUCUUUAAGUCUGGUUCUCGCUGGGCUAGGUGGCACGCGCGCAAACGCGAACUUCAUGCCAUGGUAGCCACUGCGCGCUCCAUCUCAUAUUCAGCCGAAUUUAUUCGAGCAUGGUGCUGGCACAGAAUGGGAAAGACGAGAGCGGGGAAUGUCGGUCCACUGAGCGGGCUGUUCUCACUCCAAGAAAUCGGAGGAAGUUUCAUCUUAUUACGGCUUGUCGAAACAUUGACGUUUGGAAUGCUCCUGACUGACAGGCUAAGUAAGUUCUUCACUAGACUGCAUAUCAAGGUGCGAUAGCUCCUUUAUGGCUGCUCGUCAUUGGGAAAUCGGGAAUCCUUUUUGGAUGUCUCUCGUGUGGGGUUGCAGGCCAGAACGUGUGUGGCACUCUCAAGCUCUGGUUGAACUUCGUGACGCACAGUUGUCUAGACUUCCUCCUGCCAUUGGCGCAGUCUGGAUUUAAAAAGAGUGGAUGCGGUAGGCGCUGUCCACGUUUUCUCCACUUCACCCACAAAUCACUGUCCCGUCCCCUAGCGUUCGGCUUCCGCAUUGUGUACGAUUGGCGAAGUACCUGUCUCCAAUUGACGCUGCUCGAUAUACAAGAGCCUAAUUUAGUGGCUGAGCUAGAUCAGGGGAAAUCUUCCGCCUUCUUGUAGAGGCAGAAACAUUCGCCUUUUGAUUAGACGGUUUAUAAAUAUUAGCAUCUAGCCACCAUAAUUAACGGCGUUCUUGGUGACCUUUGUCAGCAUUCUGCCUUCUUUCAGCCGGCUUCGCAUUAUACCUUUAUUCCUCCGCGACCUAACCUUGCAGGUCAGGUAGAGCUCUUGUCCUGGGCGUGACCCUUAAUGUCAGACUCCCAAUAUCCAAGUACCCGACUGCUCACUCUGCUUCCAGCUCUGACAUGUGUAGGGUGGAUUUCUUUCUCGCAGCGUGGGAGGAAGGUUUCUAUGCACGUUUACAGAGCAACAGAGAGGGAUUUGUGUUAAUUCGCGAAUGCUUCGUUCAGCAUCUUAACUACCCAGCAGAAUCAGUUGUCGCCCAUACUACUCACGGAAUCCAUCCCCUUCCGCAUUUUGCAUUGUUCAUUUCAGACAUCGGCGCGACACCUAGCGUUCUAUUGAACUUAAAGAAACCGUUGAAAACAUUCUUUGCAAUCGCUCGAUGUUCACGUCUGAUCCUUUUUUGUUCUCUUGCAUCUUUGUUGUGGGGCCUUUUGCCCGAAUGGGUUUGAGGCCAAGAUGAAGUUCAUUCGCCUCGACCGCGCCUCUUUACUCAGUUGCCUUCUUUGUCUACUAGUCAUCCCACUCUAGCAUUGCCAGUCAUUGCGCCUGAUCCCGCCUCGGUUUUGCCACCGAGCUCAGGUGGGUGAGAGAAGAGAGAGUGCAGCAGAUGCUACGCAAGUAUGUCAUCAUUGUAUACCGCUUCACGCACAAGUCACCGUCUUGCACCCACCAUGCUGGGGGGCACACGAUGGGCAUACUUGUUCAGUCCAGUUCUUCCACAGUGCGGAAUGCUUGUAGGAGAUCCCCACGCAUUUGCCUGUAACUUAGAGAAACGAGGCUUAGGUUCCUUAGGCAGGCUGCACAAAACAAAGAUACUUGAUCCUUAACCAUUUUAGUGACUCUCCUUUUAACUCUUUCGAGACUUCUUUGACCUUUGAUUGCCCACGAUCUCCAGGCAUGUAUGGCGUAUUCUAAAUACGACCUCACCAGUGUUCUCAGAAUAUUGGAAAAGAGGUGUUGAUCAAAAUCCGUAAAGGCUCUCUUGAUGACGUGGAACGCGGGCAUUGCGCUUGUUGUCACUCUUGAGCAAUGAGUGGACGGUUUUACGCAGUUUGUCAACAGCACACCGAGGUCUUUUGGGCUCCCACGUCUUGUAAGACUACACCGUCUAGAAGAUAGUUUCUUGCGUCUGCAGAGCCCACACUUUAAACUGAUUUAGGUUGUUGUACUGUCUGCCUUCGCUGCAAUUCUCCAAAUUGUACUUCUGAUUUUCAUAUUGUCAGUUAGCAUUGCUGCUUGGCAGUACAAAUGUUUAUCGCAGCCGUCUACAUAUAUUAAUAGUAAAAUGGUGCCAGUGCUGAACCCUGGGGAAUCCCACUCUCAAUCUUAGCAGGAUUUAAUUUCUCUUGACGGAUGCAAACAAACUGACGCGGACUCACCAGGAAGUUUUCGAUCCAUUUGAGGAAGUCCCCUCGAAUCCCUAUUUCUUCGACCUUGUACAACAGUCUCUGGUGUGAUAAAGUAUCAACGGCCUUCUGGAAGUCGGUGAAGGCGUUGCGGACAGCGUGAAAGCUCGGGUCCUCUGAAUAAAUUGCAUUAAGUUGAUUGCAGGAUCUUACUUUCUGGAACCCGUGUUGACAGUUCGAUAGAAGUUUGUGAAACAACAGAAAUUGCAAUUCAUGACUUUGCCGAGAACAAAUGUAAAGCUCAUGGGUCUGUAAUUCGUUGACACCCGGCCACAGCUUUUGUAUAGGUAAGUAAAGUGCGCCGGAAUUCAAUAUAAAAGUGUUCCAUUAUCAAAUGAACUUUAUACAGGUAGAUUGCUGACACGUACUCUGAGAAGCUUGGGCAAAAUCUUUUUAAUGCCACUAAUUCUCUCCCAAUAAGAUCUUCCGAAAAAUUUAUAUUGUGUACGCUUGGAAUCGGAAUGUUUUCUGCGGAUGGGGGAAGGAAUCAUUCUUCUUUUGUGUAGUGUCACGUUAACAUAAGGCCCUGGCUAAAUUCUAUCUUCACUACCACUUUUCUAUUUCUCGUUCUAGUCCCUGUAUGCCAAUUGUAAGAUGAAUAAAGCCCUGUUAUAGGGUAUUCUCGUUCUGACUCUUGCAUUCGUAUUUGCUCGUCCUCUCCAUCUCGUGUGUUUGCUACAGCCCUAGCUGCAACAUGUAGACCAACGGGAAAAACCUGUGAAGAAUACUCCUUAUCUCUUCCUUCAGUAAUUUCGGUGGUAGUCUUUAUUAGGUGGAUAUGACCUGUAGUGUAAACGGCAAUUAAAACCACAAAGAAAAAUUGAUACAGGAAAAACUUAACUCCAAGUGGGGGACGCUUCGUUUCUUACAAGAAAAAUAACGACAUCAAAAAGGGGAUAGGAAAAACGGCAAAAGGUAAAUAAUUGUACAGACUCAUGAAAAAUUAAGGCCUCUCCAGUAUCGGUUGUCGUAGAGUGAACGUUCUGAGUAAAGUCCAGAAGGUUCCGAGCUGAAGUCAGUUCCUGAAGCUUUUUUGCUCGGAUGAAUUCACUUCCGGUUAGGUAUGAAUCGAAAAUUACGAAUGUUUCACGGUACUUGACUAGAAGGGAUUGAGGCACAUGAGUGCAAUCCACGAGACAACUAAAUUCUUCCGAAUUAUCUGUGCGUUUCUACGAUCAUACUUCUCAAUUUGUUCUUCUAUGUCUUGUAAUGGUUGAAAUAUUUAACUUGCUCAGUGGCGCAGUAUUUUCCUCACAAUUCCUGUUUCCCGUUAAUUUCUUUUUUUAACUUCCUAUUUAGCCACCCGUACCCCUUGCUCUACUUUGCACUCGUCAGGUGGCAGUUUUUGUCGUUCGCGACGGUCCGCUCACUUUUAUUCCAUUGUAACUUCUAACAGCUGAUAUUCGGGUUCAAGCCGCAUUUCAAGGACACUCGGAUCUAAAGUAUAAUAAAAAAAGAAGUAAGAAUGUGGAACUGAAAUGGAGCGAGUCGCAAGGGGAGCCGAUAUAGGCUCCCAUUGCCAUCCUUCUUUGGCACUCGACUGCUUCACAAACUUUUAUCGUCCUAGGCUACUUUAUCGUUUUCUGUAUCAAGCAUUUAAACAUCUAAUUCUCGCAGCUAAACCACAAGGCCUUACUACCACUCUUAUCUGACCCACAGAAUCCACCCUGUACGCCGAAGACACCACAAAUGAACCGUGGACUUCCCUCUGUCAGCGGCCAAUCCGUUAGCUAUGCGAGCCAGCCACCUUCGCCUAUGCCGUCUGUCCCAUCGUCGCCCUCAAUCGGACAACUGGCACCUCAGCAACCACAUCAACAGCAGCCGGUGCGCCUCGGUGAUCAUACAACCCAGGGCAGUGGCUGCGCCACCCAACAACCCCAUCUACCGCCUCCGCCACCCCCAACCUGGCCACCGUCCUGUUACACCUCAAGGCUCCCGACCUGCCAAGCCAUGUACACCGCCGCAGGAAGUAGUGGUGCUUCUUCCGCUGGCAGUGCGCCAGACAGUGUGACAGCCACGCCGACCGCCGUCUACAAGUCCGGCGUUCCCUCCUCACCCAUAAACUCGGUCAUGCGCUCACCCGUGGCCGGCUUUGUGCAACCCUCGACCCCCGCCGCCGCCGCAUCCCCACGACAGGCCUCGCCUGCUGCUGCCGCCGCAGCCACGCCACUCUCGUCGCCAGGUCUUGCGAUGCAGAGGCCGGAACAAGCCCUGCAACAACAACAGCAGCAGCAUCCAGGUCAUAUGACCUCUCCAGGCCGCCCUAACCUUCAGCAACACCCAAUCUCCACCUACUCCUCUGCCUCUCAGGUAAGAAUGGGAUCGAUUCGAGGCGUCUCUGAUGGACGAUUAUUUGGUCUGAGGACCCCUGUUGACUUCGUUCUCUCUGCAUUUAACUACAGGCGUUUUUGAUCAGUAACCCCCUGUGAAUAUAUUCUCCAUCGUCCAACAGCAAAAUGACUUUGUAGUGGAGAUCUUGCCUACAAAGGUCGGGUGAAUCUCAGAACAUCAGACAGCCAUUUGUAUUAUUCAAUCGUCUUUACGCCGUCGCACUUUCAUGCUACACUGUUUCAGUCGCCCAUGAAUGAGUGGGAUCGUGUCAAUGCCAGUAAUUCUCUCCUAGUAGCAUCAUCCGAAAAGUAGUUUUUAUGUUCACAACAUGAUCCAGGUCACAUAGUUUUGCCAGGUCGUUCUGACCUUCAAAAACACCAACCGUCUACCUACUCCUCUGCCUCUCAGGUAAGAAUGGGAUCGGAAUUGCAGCAGGUUUAUCGUGCAGGAUCUUCUUUUCCGCAACCCAUGUUGACAGUUCGGUGGAAGGUUGUGAAACAACAGGAAUUGCAUCAAUUCGCUCCUCAUGAUACUCUUCACGACUCUGCCGAGAGCGAAUGUGAAGCUCGUGGGUCUGUAAUUCGUCGACACCCGGCUACCCGGACACCCGAAGCAAAGUGCGUCAGCUUCUAAUAGGAAAGAAGUGUGUCAUUGUCAAGUGAACUUUCGAUGGGCAGUUCACCGACACGCACUCUAAGAAGCUUCUCCUGUCAUCUUCGGAGACCGAACGUUGACUCUCAGCUGCCUGCAGGUUAUAAGUCUCAAAAGCGGAUGUUUCAGAGAACGUGUUCUCCCUUGUGGAGCUUUUUGGAGUACCAGAAUUUGUCCCUAUCAUCGUAGUCACCACCUGAUGAAUCUGCUUAAUAGAAAUAGAGGUCGUUUAUCUGUGAUCUCGUCUUCUCUAAUGACUUCCUAGUAUUUUCCCUCCAAUGUACCCUCUGGCACACUUCCUUCUGCUUACUCCCACAGACAACGCGGUCCUGUUCCACAAUGUUUGCACUGACCUUCGACCUUAAUAUUCGGUACUUGUUACUGGCUUUUUGCCUGAUAAUUGCGUCCGUCCAUGUUGAUCAAUCUGCCGGACAAGUGCUGUGUCGUUAAAUCGAUACUUCCCUGCCCCCUGUAUACUCCGUUCCUCUGUAUGCCCGAUGAACCUGUUUCCUCUUUUUUAUUCCCUCGUGUCUUUACUUCUCAACUUUUGUUUAUCUCUGAUCGCAUUGUAUCGUGGAUAACAGACAUCUUACAACCUUCCUGUCUGCUUUACUUUGCAGCCACAACAUCUCUCUCAAAGUAGCAUCAUCUCGACGGCAGACGUCGAAAGACAGCGUUUAAAGGAAAUUCUGGCCGAAAAAGUCCAUCUUCGUCAGUACCAGUACCAGAACAUUCAUUUGAUUCAACAGCAACAGCAGCAUCAUCAGUUACAGCAACACCACCUCCCGCAGAUACCAAGUUAUCAGUACCAGCUUCAACAUCAUCAACAGCAACACCAAAACCCGCAACAACAACACCCCAGUACCACUAGCUUUCUAUCGCCUACUGCGCGCACUCCACACAUGACAGGUACAGUGUUCUUCUCCGGCAACAACAAUCCCGAGUGCGGCUAUGCAUCUGCUACCCACCGCAGUGCAACUCCCGGCGAACACUACUCAACGUCUCUGCCGCCACCACCACUUCCUGCGCAUCUGACUACCCGCUCCCCCUCAGUUUCCAGGAUGGAGGCUGUACAGUCCCCUUUGCCACCGUCCACCCCCCAGAGUCAAGGUGGCCUCACCUCCGUGUCGGCCUCCUCUCCAGCUGCUCCACCAGCCUCUCCCAUGAUCUCUCUCUGCUCACCACCGGUCCUAAUGUCCGGCUCUGCCUCCGUAGCCCAAAUGCGCGGAAGUCUGUCUGCCUGCGAACAGCCUACACCCAGCCAGCCCUGCCAUCCACAGCAGCAACAUGCUGAUGUUAGUGGAAUUCCGAUGACCAUGCAGCAUCGACGGCCUUCAGAAGUGAUGCAGUCACCCUCCUCUUACUGUCCGCUCUCCUCGACUGCAUCACCUUACCAGAGUUCAAGUGUCGAUUCGCAAGUUCAGAACGUGAGCCUCUUCUUUUCUAUGUCCGCAAUUAUUGUCUACUUACAUGAACUCGAGUCCCCUAUGCGCCCGACUAGUCAAGACCGGCAAGGACAAGAGACCAUUCCGAAGUUUUCUGCAGUAUUUGCCGUUUCUGGGCAAAAUAGCGUGAUUCUGCUAAAUGUGGAUUUUUCAGACGCACGAUACUGUCCAGCAGCUUUCUAGGACGGUCAGGUGGUUUCUGUGCGUUCCUUUCCCUCGGGCCAAUUUGGCCCAAUGUCUUGCCCAAAUUCUGCUGUCCGUCAAGUUUUUCUCGCCAGUAGCAGAGGUUUGGGUCACGUGGCAGCCAUAGAGAGAGAGCGAGAGAGUUUCACCUGUAGCUUGAUUCAGUUCAGUGGCAUCUACUCAUUGCUCAGAGCUUAAUUGACUGGGUUGGCGUAGCCGUCGUGCCUUAAAAAGUUCUUCCUCAUCAUAAUUGUUUGUCGGUUAUGCUCGACCUCAUGCCUGAAGCUUCGAGUUAGCACCUUUGAAACAAACGGCACCCAGGUCCUCUAUCACUAAGCUACGAAUUGAUCACUUGGGAUCGGGCCCCGUGCUUUAGAACAUCACGCCACGACCCUUGAUGUUGAUGGUAGUCUGAGAGAAGGUUGUGGAUCUCAAUUUUCAACCCUUUGCAUAAGGCUUUCUGACCGAACCGGUAGGACAUCUGCCUUUUAUGGUGCCCUUAGACCUUUGUUCAGUUCUGCAUUUAUUUCUGGACUCCAAAUCUUGAGCAGUUUUCAAUUGUAAACUUCAUUUCUACUCUUUAGGCUGUAAAUCUGAUCUAAAAAAAACUGCAAGCACGAGCCUUCUUGUUUUCUUUUCCAUUUCAGCCCUUACGAAGCCCCUACCGUCAAGUGCCCCUUUCGCAAACCCCUAAAACCGACUCUAACCUACCGCCCGGUGGUUUGGAGGAGACUGGUUUCGAACCCCCGGUCAUUGUCAGCCGUGUCAUUGGGAAGGAGCGUCGGAUUGCACCUCCAACACCAGUGCAAAUGGAUCAGGAAGUGACUGCGAUUAUAGGUGCAAGUUCCGGUACUCCGACAAACUCCACAAGGGAGAAUACAUUUCUUGGAACAUCCGCUUCUGAGACCUAUAACCUUCAGGCAGCUGAGGGUCAACGUUCGAUCUCUGACGAACAGUCGCAAAUACAUGCUAUGGGUACCCGAUAGCGAUUAAGCUCCCUUGUCUAUACAUAUGUUUAACAACAAUGUGUCUACAAUCGUCUGCUUUUUCUCACAUAACCCUUGGAAUGCAUUCCUAAAGUCACGCACUUCAUACCAGCUUGUCGGUUCUAUUAGAAUCCUACGUCGGCCACUAACCUAUUGCUGCUGGGCAAUUUUACCCUAAAAGGCGUUAUUUUACGUGGUAUUUGUCGUAUGCAUUUACUGGAAUUAUUCGGCCUUUCCAUGGGUGAAAUUCUAGUGAGAUUUUGAAGACAACGGUAAAAACCUCCCAGUCUCCUAGUUUCGCUUCUUAACUGUCCUUUAUUCUUAGUACCGCAAGUUGUUUUAAUGGUCCUAAGACUUGCGGGCCAAAUCUUUGCGUGCAAUCCGUUAUCCGGAGAGGUCAAGUUGCACACGCAUCUGUAAUAACCGUGAUCGUCUCUUUUUGGUUUGCGUUUUACGCUUCGGCCUCCUGUCACCAUGCACACUUAACCCUGAUGACGACUCUUAUUGCAGUGUCCGCCUCACCCUUUGAAUCGGAGUUGCGCUACCAGCAGUCUGACGCGAACACCUCCGAGGUUCCCUCGGCAUCUAGUCAGCAGCUCCAUCCGACAACAGAACCGGUGCCACAACAGUACUUUACGUCCGUUCCCGGACGAUCGCCUGUCUCCCAACCGCUCAGUUCCCCACAUACUCCCACUCGCCCACAGAGAGUGGGUUCCAGUCUGGAGCCCUCGACCACUCACCUUGACGACGUAAUUGCUCAUGUGGUCUCCGAUGCGGUUGCAUACGCCAACCAACCUGGCGAUUCAGGUUCCAGUAUGUCUCCACGCCACCGUCAGCUUCAACCUCCGGGUUCCUAUGUCUCCAGCCAGGUCAGUGACUCGUCCGCGCCGUUUGCCAUUUCUGAGAGCUCUGCAGUGCCCGUGGGAAGAUCGCCUGUUCUUUCCCAGGAUCUUGGCGAGCCGCGCGUAACGGGUCACUCUUCCGGUUCAGUAACCUACAUGCAGGACUUCUCUGCUGGUGCUUUUGGUUAUGGUGGCGGCGGUGGCGGUAACAAUAGGGCCAACGCCUACGUCGCGUCUCGGUUUCCCAGGCGUUCCCCUAUCCAACCCCAGCAGCAACAGCAGCAGCACUGCACCUCUCCUGUUAUUCAACAGGUGAGUAGCCAACACCGCUCGGUUAUGUACGGGAGCGCUCCGGCGAUGCGUCCAUCUCCCUCGCCGGUGGAUUCUCAGCACUCUGAGUACGUGAACUCACCCUACGACCAUCAUCAGCAACAGCUCCAACCACAGAAUAUUGAAAUGAGCUCGGGCAUUUUUGGGACGCAAAGCUCAGAAGUUCCCCCUAACUCUGCAGUUUUCCCGCCGGAAAUGCCUUCUCCCUCACCUCAUCCACGACCCUCUUACAGUUCACAGGCAGCCGUUUAUAACUACGUUCCCCAGUCCCCUUAUACUUCGCAGUCUGGCAGUGAAGGUACUCCCUCGUCACACGUCCGCAUGACUUCCAUGAACUGCUUCGAAGGUAUGUCUUUCGACCAUCACUCAAGGCUUCCUUUGUUGGUUCUCCUGAAAUCUUUCCUUUCCUGGGAAGGUUCAAGAAGACCGACUGUAAACUUUCUAUAGUAAAGUAGAUGUGCUAUCUCAUGAAAUGGUAACCGAAAUUCUGGAAUGCGUUUUCAGUUCGCAAAGCUUACUUAAGUAGGGUUGUAAUAUUAAUUAUCAUGCGGCGUAAUAUCAAGAUAUUCCAUACACGUGAGGGUGCAUGCUAUUUUAGCAGCCAUUUUUUGCGGAGUGUGCGGCAAGGCUCGGGAACGAGGCCGCACUUCGAAAUGGGGAAGCCCACGCGCCUCCAAUACGGGAACCGUGGUAGUGGGAGUGUUAUGGGUGGGGCUACGGGAAAACACCGAAUGAUGUGCGAAAACUAACAGAAAACGGGUAUGUUAAGGGUAAAUGUGCUAGUUUCAUAUAAUGGAUGCUAAAAUUCCAGCGUAAGCAGCGCGCAGUACAAAAACUCGCUAUAAGAAACCAAUAAGACCAACUCCAAUGGGAGUAGUCGUAAUUGACCUGUCAAGGUCAUCGAAAAUAAACCGCCUAAGUAGGUGACCAAACAGACAGAAACCGUAGGUGGAAGUCUAGGAAGUAGGUGCAAGAUUGGCAGUAAGCCACAUCUUCAAAAACUGUGACGGAAUACCAGUUGGAAGCCUUGUGAACUGUGAACCGAAAACUAGGCCUACCUUAAGAAGUAACCCCAACUACUACUGGUAGAACGGAAUUGAGAAAACUGCCGCUGAUCGUAACCCUAAACAAUCAAGUUAACCCUAAACUGAACACUAACCUUAAUCAUUACCCUAAAAACAAUCUUAGCCCGAACCCGAAUCCCCUAACUCCCAACGCCAACCCCCAUUCCUAAACCAGGGUCCGCUAACAGUAGCACACCUACUAAAAUUAAUACUAAUAACGAUGUACUUGAUUGUAGUAGACUCGGAACCCGGCAUCCUGAAAUGACCGAAAUAUGUUGAUUUUAUGCGACAUGCUGGUUGAUACUACAACCCUACUUAAGCAAUCUUUUGAAAUAAAAACACAUUUCAGAAUCUCAGUCACCGUUUGUUUGAGUUAGCAUAUCUACUGCAAUUGUUGCAACUGUUAAACGCCCUCUCGCCGACACUGACGUCUCGUACAACCCGACUGCUGACAGAACGCCUGCAUUACUUGGCGUGCUUCCCUCAAAUCUAUGUAGUAUUCACUACGUUGCGUUUACUUUGGAUAAAUAUUAAUCAAGACGUCUAACGUGGCGGGUUUCCACACCUUGAUAACUGAUGUUUUCUUCUGAGGAAGACACCAACCACAAUGUAGUGAUUGAAAACUAAUCCGAACUUCCGAACAACCUGGUCGAAUUCGAACACUGAGUAAAUCUGUUAGGUAAACAAAUUUCCGGACCGUUCGAUCAGUAAAGCUUUAAUUCAACUGUUUCUUAGAUUGUUUGCCAAAUCAAUUAAUCUCUCGAUUCAUGAGAGGAAAACACUAGUGCUCGAGCUGUCACUUUUAAAUGAUACCCUUUUCUGUCUUUUGUGAACCUAGUUUGCUCUGCUCAAUCUUUUAUUGACUACUAAGCCACUACUGGGUACUAUCACCAACACCAGCACCAGCAAGCUUGUCUGUCAGUGUUUUUCCGACUGUCUUUCGCCCCAGGGACAUCUGUACACUGUUGGUGUGCUUGAUUAGGCCAAUGUCAUCGUGAAACUUUCUUGUACUUCGGGUGGGCUCUGGCAUACGGAUCCAGCCGCUAUCACUUUGCGUUAGCAACAUGGGAAGCUGUCACUCGUGUCUCGUUUUUGAUUAAUCUGCAGGUCUUCGACUUUUCUCUAUCUUUUAUACGUAUGCACUCUGUGCCUCCUUCACAAGUAAUCCCCUUACAUGAACUCUGCUAUUUGUCAAAUUGUGUGACGGUUUUUCCCGGACCAAUAUAUGCAUCCCUGUUGGUUCUAGUAUACAGUUUGCGAGCCACGGUCUUUAUAACUGUAAGGCUUUCUGUGUGAUUGCCCAUUACUGUUUGUCUACAUUUUUCUUCCUUUUUUUUUCAGGAAGUCCUCAUGGAAGUGGCAUGCAGUAA